AUUAAAAACAAAGUAAAGCUCAAAAGCGCAUUGUUCGUCGAUUUGAUACCUUUGGCCUGGUUCUGCAUCGAAGUUAUAGAAAAAUUUGCGCCGAGCUAAUUUUGCCAGAGAAAGCCAGAAACGUGGAUCAGGUUUCGUCUAGACGGCUCUUACCAGAGCGCAGUUAUUUUCUCAACUAAUUUGAGUGAAAUCAGAUCUGGUCACCUUUGCGAAAGCCGGCUAGAAACGUAGAACAAGCGUUUCUUAGCAAAACAUAUCAAGCGGGAGGAUUUUGACUCUUGGGACUACAAGGGACCUUUCACGCGUGCAGCUUUCGAGAGGCUUGGUUUCACACGAUUGUGUCAGCCUGUUUUAUUCAGACCACCGUUCUGGUUUCAUCUAAGGUAUGAUGUAUAGAGUGCUAUAUUUAUGAUUAUUGAUCUGUAUUCUGAAUAUUUUUAAUUACCUAAAAUGGACGCGAAAUUUUCUGAUGGUUGUAGUUCGUGUUUAUUGAGGCGACUCACAGGUCAGGUCAAUCUGCCCGGUGGAAGAUUUUUCUGAUCUAAUGUUGUUUGUUCAAAGACGUUAUUAGGUAUUUUAUAGGUGUAAGAUACUGCAGAUAAUAAGUAGUUUGACAGGUUAGUACAAGAAAUAAAUUCUACAAUGCUAUGUUAAUUUUGCGCGUUUUAUUCUAAGCUCAAUAUUCUAGUGAAGUAUCAAAUUCGUGUAAUUCUGCAAUCGCCUUAUUAAAUGAACCAUUCGUUUGUUUUGUGACAAACGACAAAAACCUUGUUGUUUAAUAGAACUUGAUAUUGCUCAGUUGAUAUUCAGUUCGAUGCUUAUCUCAUUUCAAACUCGGGGCACAUUAAGUUUACGCGCAUCUGAAAAAGUUUCAUAAAUUGCGCGAAUAUGCAAGUUUGCAUAAAAUGCGCAUAGGUUUGACCUCGUGUCUGUGCGAAACUGCGGUGUUUAUUAAAAAGAUAACAGCAAUACACCCAGGUCAGAUGUGGUCAAGAUACCUUGUCAUACAUACCUGCGCUAAGUAUAUUUACUAUUCGCAAAUAAUAAUAAUCUUUAAUUCAUGUAAUCAGUAAUGAGUGAGUCGUGGUACAGGGUCAUACAUGCAUGCCGGUUAGAAAGCGAUAGUUCUCGCUGUUUACUCAACUAACGACGCUGAAUACGGUGCGGGUAUUACCGUAUUACGAUUAAACUUUCGCUAUAAUUAAGAACGUGGAAUUAUUAUUUGGCGCAUUAAUUCGACGUUUCUUUAGUACCAAAUUACAGUGCUCGUAGUCGUAGACGGUAAGUACCUUAGUAUACUGUUAACGCGCAAGAUAUUGUUGCUUAAUAUUUUCAAAGAACAAUUUAGUGUGAAACUUUUAUUGUCAGAAAUGUCUUAAAUUUUUACUAGAAUCUUACUACCACUAAUAUAUUUUCUUUAGGAAAAUGGACAUCCCACUCUAAUACUUAGGUCCGACAUAUUUAAGGGUAACCACCCUAUUUGAGUUCCUAAUUCAUUGGUGUUUUGUCUCUUGCAGAAAAUGUUAUGUCGGGUUGACGGUACGCAAGCCUCCUCGGGGCUGUCCUGUAUCUGAUCACAACAGGUUAACAAUCAGACGGCGAUGACUUUGUCUGGUAAGGCGCGAUAUGUUGCUUGUUUGUUGUUAUAUUAAUUCACAGCCACGUGCGCUGGGAUGCAAUCGUAAACCGCGUCAGUGGUGUACGAUUACCGAAUUUCAUCACGAAUUAAUAAAAGUGUUUUUACAGCAGAAAAUCAAUUGUAAAGCCGGAAAAACCAAUAAACGCAAGUAAUGCUAAUGUUUGCGCAAAUGUUUGUAAUCAUUGCGCAUAAUAUGAAUUUUUGCGCAAACCAUUGUUUUGCGCGGCCGACUAAAUUUUAUCACAAAUAAUAAAAACAAUUUUCUCAAGUGUAAUAUUAUUAUUAUAAAGCUAGCGUAAAUUAUUCUUAUUAUUUACGCAAGUUAUGUUAAUGUUUCCCAACUUUCCCCUGACAGGAAAGUUUGUAAAUUGCUCAUCCAAGAUUUCGAAAAUAUUAUAGUAUAGUCAAUAUACAUCCGUCUCGGUUGCGCGAUACAGACUUUCGACAGUGUGAUUGUUUGCGCAAAAUAUUUCAGCUUGCGUAAAAAUAUUAUAAUCUAUGCGCAUUUUUACAUUUUGCAGAAAAUUGUCUAAUGUUUUCGUGCAAAUUUCUAUCCAGGCAUGCUGUGCAUACUGUUAGUAUGAAAAGGGGUUCCUUGUUCAAACGGUUCAACAUGUAAUAUUGUGGCAUUCCUUCCGCAUGUGACAUUCCUUGCCAACAGCCAAGAUCACUUCGUAACACAGAACAGAUGGUGUCAAUAUCCAAAUUAUUAUCCAAAUAUCCUAUGCUAUCAUCAUGUCAGCUUUCACAAAAUUUGGAAAAUUAAACCUCAGUCAAACCUCAAACGAGGAUGAGACUGAGUCACUGAGAGUUGAUAGUCACGCAUUGUUACGUAUUUCAAGCUCUAGAUUAACAAAAUAAAGGUUUGAUGAAGCGUUCCAUCUAAAUAGAAUACAUGAUAGUGUUGUGAAAGCACUUUUUUUAUCCAGGCUUCACUCUGGUUACAUUUAAUCUGUUUCACUCCAAUCAGAAUUAAAUUUAAAAAACACUGUACGUGCUUGCCAAACUCGCUGUAUUUCACAUAGAAUGCAUCUUGGGCACUCAGUCGUGAAAGGUCCUCAACUGUGGGAGAGGAAAAAUUCAAAUCUAUUUUGUUUGGCACGCGAGAUAUUCUUGCAACGUACUAUAUCUUAAUCAUAUAAACUUUCAUCGUUGAUAUAUCAUGUAGAAAUGGAAAAACAGCGGGAUUUUGGCUAAAAUAUUUAAAUUUUUACAUUGCUACCAUAAAAUUAAUUAAAAAUCAAAACGUCUGUCAAAUCACACAAUGCCAAGGUCUUGUUAAAGCCUGUGCAAACAUUUCUCGAAUCAGAUGACUGCUUAGAAUAACUUUUAAUUAAGCAACUUUUCUGUCAACAUAUUUAAUGUACCAUAAUGCACGGAACACCGUGGGAUUUCGCUUACACAGUUAAACGAAAUGACUAGAGAUUAAAUAAGCGUACAUGGAAUCAAAUUUUGCCAUCGAGUUUGCUACAUCAAUAUUGUACAACAAUCGUCUCAUAUACUAGUGGGUUCGUGUGAUCGCGACGUAUUUACACGGAAAUUAAUCUGGAGUAGUUGGGUCACCCCUGGCGACGUACCCGGUACCCUAGGAGAAAAUAAACACUUCCGCUUUAUCUUGUGUCCCUUUCACUCUUUCUUAUGGUGUUGGACUGUAGCUCAACUCAUAAACACAAUGUACAGAGGUGUUGAUGGCAUCCUGCAAUAUAAAAUUGUCUGAUAACUUGGUCUCAGUUGCUCUUUACUUGUCUACCAACCACCGAAGAAUAUCCCUUGUUAUAUCCGAUUUCCUUGUGUGGUAACGUUGUACCAAAAAUGUUGACUUUUACUAGAGCUUAGGACCCAACAAUUAACCUUAAAGUGCCUAUGACACGAAAUUUCACUCCAAAUAUUUAUGGUUACAUUGUAAAGAUCACUUAAAAUGAUUUAUUAUAAUAAUUUCGUUUAUAGAAUUCCGGUAACUUGCUUCCUUUUCAAGAUAUUCAACUUUGUUUCAUAUGCAAAUAUCACCGGUGUGACAUCACAUCACACAAUGAGUUUUCAGAAAAGUAUAGUUUUCUUAACGAAUACCAUUUUAUCAAGGUAAAAUAUUGCGUUUUCAAAAUGUCAUUAUGCGAUGUGAUGUCACACCGGUUAUAUUUGCAUAUGAAACAAAGUUGAAUAUCUUGCAAAGGAAGCAAGUUACCAAAAUUCUAUAAAAAGAAAUUAUUAAGUCAUUUUAAGUGAUCUUUACAAUGUAAUCAUAAACACUUGGGGUGAAAUUUCGUGUCAUAGGCAAAUGCACGUCAAUUUUUGCCUGCUCAGCAAUCCCCACCAUUACAUUUGAAGCCAAUUUCCGGUUUUCCUUUUUUACGAAAUUUGGGGCUACGAGCAGGCUUGUCAAUUUUCACGCUCGCGUAAUCGCGUGCGCAAUGAAGUAGGAAUGUACUCCUAUACAUAUAUUUAUUAUUCUGUUUUCUUUGCGUAUUAUUGUGUUAUUGGGGUUUUUCAUUUCGCAUGUCGGGUUUUAUGAUUGCUAAGUAAAUAAUUGGAUCGAGAAUUGGAUUUCAACUUGAAAUAACAAAUAUCGACUUCCCGCAAUGCACUCUCCUUCUUUGAUUUGAGAAUGCAGCGAGCUCGGCAGAGAGGAUGUAAGAUAUUUCAAACAGCAUGACUUUAGGCUGGGGGUUAAAUGUACAAAGCGAAAACAGGCAGGGAAGAAAAAUCUUGCGUAAAUUAGAAAAUGUACCCAAAGACACCUUUGCGGGCAGGACAAUUGUACUUUUUGUACGAUUGAAGAUAGCGUAAUCUAAGCUGGCAUAAUUGAAAGAUAGGAUCGAUUGCUUUUUGUGUUUGUUUUGUGUGAGAUACAAUUUGACCACGCUUUCUAUCCAUAUGUUCAGAUUCUUAUCAGUGCACAUUAAUGACAAUCCGUAGGCAUACCAUGAAUAGUCUGAAUGAGACUGUUUCGUGUCUUUCGUCUCACAAGAGCUCCGAGAGUCGUUUUAAUUUGUCUGUUGUUAAUUUCUUAUUGGUUCCGGUUUUGUACACAAAUACAAACAUACGUUAAUUGCAUUCAUUGUACCUUGUACGUAGAAGUAUUUUAUUAGAAGAAACAAAGGCUUUGCAGCCCGCAUGUUGAAAUAUGCCCGCUAUUUACAAUUGAGACAGAUAGUUUACAAAUUCUAAAAUAAGUAUAAAAUAAGUUACAAAGGUACAUCCUAUAUAAAGCUAAAAUUAUAUACAACAUAUUUUUUUAUUUAUUUGUUGUAACUAUUCGCGAAAAAAUUACAUUAACAAAUCGGAAAAUAAAAUAUAUACAAGAAGUGGGCUAAGGGCCUUUUAGAAACUAUAAGGCUUUUAUUUAGGGACUGGUCAUAAAGUAACUGCUAGGGUGGGCUGGAGGUAAAUCACAAAUUUUGCCAAUAAGUUCGGUGACCCAUCUUAGUAUGUAGAUAAAAAUUUCAAAGCCCAUGCAUCUAAUCUUACAAAACAUUUUUCGUGACCCACCCAAACUAGAUUGGGAAAAUACACUUUUAUAAUAAAAAAAAACUUGCGGGUAUGAACAUUGUAAAUAUAUACCAAGCUUGACCAACACAUUCAUCACAAAUUAUCAGCCCACCCUAGCAGUUACUUUAUGACCGAUCCCUUAAGACCCCUAGAUUACAAAUUGAUUAAUUACAAUAUGUGGUGCCAGUCCAAGUGUUUGUCAAAUUAACGUAAGAAAAAAAUGUAGUUGCAUAGAAAUAUGGAAUAUAUAUAUAUAUAUAUAUACGGUAUAUAUAUAUAAUAGUAAGGUAUACACUUAAUUAGAAAAUUGGUGAAAUAUCAAAUGCCUUUGACAAGAUCCAGGAAAAUACCAACUGAGAAUUUUCCUUCAUCAAUUGUUUUGGUAAUUUUAUCCACAAAAUCCAUAAUUUUUAUUGAUGUUUUGAUAAUAUUUUGUUUUUCAAUAUAAAAAUUUUGUCAGGAUAUAUAUCAAUAUAUAUUAAGAAUACAACCUGGAUUAAAAGAUAGCCGGUUGUUCUUUGCAAACCUUAAGCGGUAAACCUUAAACUUUAUAUGAUUUCUAAACUGAUUAAAAGAUGCCCCCAUUAUGCUUUGCACGCUUAAAGUUUAAGGUUUAGGGUUUACAAAGGACAACCUUUUUUGAAUUGGCUAGUAUAAUGCAAGCCUUGUCAAUGUUAGUUAUAGUUUGUUACGCAUGUAUGAUGGUUUAAAAUAUUUUCAAAAACUCAUUAAUAAUUCUCAUUCAUGAAUUAUCCAAUCUUGAGUAAGAAAUUAGUCACGUGCAUACGUCUUUAUACCCUAAUAAAAGUAUAAACCUAAUAAAAGUAUAAAACACUCCUGCUCGUCUUUUAAAUAGUACUUCAAAAACUCAUUAAUAAUUCAUGAAGCAAUUAUCCAAUCUUGAGUAAGAAAUUAGUCACGUGCAUACGUCUUUAUACCCUAAUAAAAGUAUAAACCUAAUAAAAGUAUAAAACACUCCUGCUCGUCUUUUAAAUAGUACUUCAAAAACUCAUUAAUAAUUCAUGAAGCAAUUAUCCAAUCUUGAGUAAGAAAUUAGUCACGUGCAUACGUCUUUAUACCAGCUAAAGAACACUUUAACAAAAGACCAUUGUUAUGCAAACUAUAUAAAGAUUUUUAUAUAAAGAUUUGACUUAUUAUGCAAACGUUUUUGAAGCCAUUUAAAAAACUCGCAGGUCGUGUUUUAUUAGGUCUAAAGCCACUCGCGCUGCGCACUCGUGGCUUUAAACCUAAUAAAACACUCCUGCUCAUUUUUUAAAUAGUACUUCUAAAACGUUCAGUCCUACAUUUAAUUUUUGAGUUUAUUGAAAGCCCGUAAACUAUAACUAAGUGGGCAAGUUUUCAAUUUGGAUUAGGUUAGAUAGAGGCAAAGACUGGAAAAGGACGUUAAUUAAAAAAAAACUUUGUUAAAAAAAUUUGAACAUAAGUCUUGCAGCUAAGGUUAGAAGGUCAAACACUGCCAAAGCGUCGCUGUAUGAAAACAACUAAUUUUUAUCACUGUAGUUUUGUGCAUAAAGGUAAGUUUUAAUUUACGUGCAGUGGGACAACAGUACUCUCAAAAUGAUAUACUGGUUCCCAAAAAUUUAUACAUUUUUGAAGUUAACCACGAUCUGUCGAUCUGUUAGUCUGUGCCAAUUUAAUAAUGAACCCCCCAAUAUCUACGUUAACGGCCGCGAAAAUUAAUGACAGUAAAGUUUUUGCGAGUGUCGUUGCUAAAAUCCACGUCACCUUUAUUUUUAGACGCUUUAUGAAAAAUAAAGAAUGACCAUCUUGUAAUGCACUAGGUUGCUUUGAACGAUAUUUUAAAAGUUAUUUACUUACAACCCCGUUCCCAGACUUUUCCCUCUAAGCCUGGAAACGAGGUUGAUUUACUUAGAGCUUUCUCGAAUCAAUUUCGACUUCAUAAAGCUAUAAUGGCUAAAUACCACCAGCUUAGCAUAUAAAACACUAUUUUCUGACCUUUUAUGGUGCUGAACUAUUUAUAUACUGCGGCUAACAUUAAUCCACACUGAUAGUCACAAAAAUAACCCUUAUUCUGUGCCCGUGUCAUUCAGUUAAUACUUGAGUCCUGUAAGAUAUCAGCGUCUGUAUUUCUAUAUGGACAGUUUGCAGCUUUGCUGUAAAUAGUCAGCAUUAUAUCGGUUACUUAAUUCAGUGUCAGAAAAUGAGAUUUUUGAAAUAAGGUUUGCAUUCCUGAGCCUCUAUAUAGCAGCAGGGUUCCUGAUAUUGAUAUCAUUUCGAUCCUCGAUGCAUUAAUAUCCAGACUGAAACGUUUUCUUUUGUGCACGAAAUAUUAUUUCCUCAGGGAAAAUGCGCAUUAAUGUCCAAUAUUUUCACAGAAAAUUUAAGGCAGACCAAGGGAUCCUGGAGUCAGAAAGUGUUUUUGUCAAAUAGGAAGAUCAGAAAUCUAUACUUGGUUCUUGGUUCACAAAGGCAUUUUCGGUACAAUUUUGAAAAAUUUUGCGCAAAUUUCCUUAAUUGCAAGAAUUGUGCGCAGGAAAUUAAUUCUCUAAAACAAAGUAAUUUUGAGAGGAACGCCAAAAAAAUUUAAGAUUUUAAACACUUCAUUGCAAAUACGCGACAUUGAAAAAAAUAUUUAAUUUAAAACACUAAAAAUAACUGACUAGAAAUAACAACCAUUUAAAAGUAUCUAUUAUAUAACACUUCAGUCUGACAUAAAAAAUUCCGGUUCUUUUAUGCGAGUUUUAAUACUGUAUUGCAGGAAUGCAAGACUGGAUUUCUCGGCUACAGUCAGAGGUGAAUGCGGUGAAUGAUACUUACACUGAUAACCAAAAAGUAUGCAAACCUAUUUACGUAUUUAUGGCUACGCUGGUUUCUUCGUCCAUACAAACAGUUUGCAAUUUCGCUUUCUAUACAGAAAUCAUGCAUGGGUACCUUACUUUAGUCUAUUUUUGCCCAUGUUUGGUUUUCCUUCCUAUUUUUGUCAACGUGGGCGGCAGCCGCCCAAAAAUUCCAAUCGUGUUGCCAGAAGCCACUUUCGUGCGAAAACAAGGUGGCCUAUGAAAUGUUUUGCAUAUAAUGCGUCAUUUGGUAUAAUCCUGUGUAUAUAAGGUUGUUAGUUAAGGUUGUUAUAUGUAAGAUUGAACAUUUUUGUGCUGGUUAAUUCCAUAUUGUGUGGACCUGCUCGAAGUCGACCAAGUUUGGUUCGGCAAAUACCUUAUAUUGCGGUCUCCUCUGGACCUGGUUUUUAAUUGUAAGUACGAGAAAUAGUUAUACCAAAUUUUUUGAGUAGUAUAGUUUUAGUGCUUUUAAGUAUAUUUUUCUCAAACCGUAAAUAAUAUCUCAUGGUAUAAAGGUUUCUUUUUUUGAGACAGGGAAACAUCAGAAAUCGGCGCCAUAUCGUUGUCUUCAUAUACCACAGUAAUAAACGUCUUAACGUCCAUAGACUCCAUACAGUCAUCUUUCGUACUAUUGAGUUUCGUUUCAAGUAUUUGCCUGUUUUCUUUUACAAAUUAUUUCCUGUACUCGAAGUAGUUUAAUGUAGUGUUUUGAAAAAAGUGCCAGUAGCUGCAUGGAAAUUGAAGACCAUAUAAAGGCAUAUUGAAAGACCUUAAUAAAGGGAAAUUCGUCGCCAGCAAAAGUUGAGAAUAUGGACGAUUUAUUUGAGACUGUAACAUCGACGUUUACAGCAGGACUAAUUUGUAAUUUCAUAUAGUAUGACUACUGAAUUUGUAAUUUUUGUGUAGUUAUCCUCCUUUGUGCUAUUAGAAGCUAUUUUAAAUUCCCAAGAGCAGAAAAUCUUGUGCUUAACGAGGAUGUUUUAAUUUGUAAAAGUCUCUUAAUUUUUAAUUUGUAAAAGUUUCUUCUUCUCUUCUUCCUGAAAUUCUCCUAUUGCUAUAAUUUCAAUGCGUGAACCGUGCUAAAUUAUUAAGGUCUUUCAAUUUUUUUUUUAAAUUGUAUAUAUGGUGUAGAAAGCUGACAAUAAUAAAUAUUUUAUAAUAUCAGUGAGUUUAAGUAAAGCUUUCCUGGCUGCAACGGCAGAUAUAUCUAAAAAUUGCUAAUUUUACGGAUGCGUCAAAUAUUGACAGCUGCGUGCAUACAUUACAAUUAUAUAUUUGUUGUAUGCACAAGCGAACCGCGGCAGUAGCCUACUUUGUCUUUAGAGAAACAGGGGCCACGUCGAAGGACCCGGUGCUUGAUAUUGUGAUAGAUGUAAAAUAAAUCAUAAGGUUUUAUUUGAUACUUGUAUUAAAUUAAUGAGCAAGUAUAUUAAUUCAUAUGUUGCCAUGUUGGAUGAAGUGGAAAAUCUUUUAAUCAUGGCAUAAAAUUAAAUUAAAUUAUGCGUGUUAGCGUAGUGUUCAGGCAUUGAAAUGAUAACAAUGGGCUAAUUUCUAAAGGUCUUCCUUUUUAAUACACCUUGUCAAUAUUUUACGCACCCUGGCACCCGUAUAGGUUCAGCAUAGUGCCCAGGCAUUCAAAUUAUAACAAUUGGAUAGUUUCUAAAGGUUUCCUUUUUUGAGACGGUUAUAGAACUUACCUUCAAAUGCAUGGGAUUUAAAAUUUGCGGUUAGCGGUCUGCCGUAGACGUCACUCGUAAGGUCUCAUGAAUUUAGUAUUAAUGUGUCUGAGAAGUAUAUAUAUAGCAUAUCAGUUUCUUUGAAGUUUUAAUUAAUGAGAUCCCAUGCAGCUUGGGGUCAUCAGACUGGGUUUGGCGGAAAUUUUUAAUUAUUUAGGAUGUGCUUUAUUACCACGCUGACAGCUCAGACCCACCUUAACUCCUUCGAGCGUUUCGCACCAAUGUACUGUAUCAGUGUAUCGAAAUGGCUUUAUGCCGCCAAGUGUCUUUGUCUUUCGCCUGUUUUCUGAUUAGAAUUUCUUCCCAGUCAUAUUUGAAAAUAUGAGUGUUUAAGUGGACCAUAUACAUCUUCCUUACUCUGGUACUGCAUAAAAUACACCCUCCCGAAAAGUAUUGAGCCGUGGCUAUUUGCCUCGUUUCCUGAGACAUUGGCUUUAGAGAUGGCAUAAUUAUAAACAGGUCUUUUAUAUUCACGGAUAUAACUACGCUUUUGUAAAUAUCGCAACAGCCAACAAGAUAAAAGGUUCUAGAUCUGGACCUAUGUCGAUCACGAAAACGACGCUUCAUAGCUAAGAUUGCGCACUUUCCGGAAGGAAGGGUGUAGCUAUAUAUUUUCACCAUGUUAUUUUUUGUACUUAUUCUUCAGCUUAAAUCUUAAGAACGUGUCAAGGCAUUCCUUUGAAACAACUCAUUGUAUUUUUGUCACUUUUCUGUUUACUUGCGUUUAAGCUCAUAAAACAACAAAACAGUUGUUUUUUGUAUGCGUGUUCUAAGAAAUAUUAAUAUAUAUGAUAAAAUUACGUGUAUAAUUGUUUACAUUGAGCACGUACUGAGUAGUUAAACACUUUGUUAUCUUUUGGUAUUAGUCCUAGAACGUCAGCCUACACUGUGGCAAUAAGACAUAAAGACAUAUAACUCAAUACUCACAAUAGAUGUAUCGCCUUCGCACUUUUAUGACCCUUUUACCUAUGUUGUGUAGGUUGUGGUUGAGCUUUUAAAACAAUAUUGCUAUUACGAAGCCUAGUCGAAUUGUAAUCAAGCAAAGCCCAGUCGAAUUGUAAUCAAGACCCAACGUUUCGACACUCCAGUCUAUAGUGUCUUCAGCAUGGGUGAUCUAAAAAUGCAAUCGUGGCUUCUUAUAUACCCAAGGGAUGACGUCAUCUGCCAGUGAGACGCAUGUAUUCCUCUGGCAAAUAGGCACCGUCAUCCCUAUUCAGACUAUUCAAAGCAUGAUUACUCAUAUUUAUAUGCGACGCUUCUUCAAAGUCUUUGACCAUAGCGAUUGUUUGUGGUAAUUACUUUAGAGUUUCCCCACGCAAUCCCGUAUUUGGUGUAACACACAUGUUCUGGGUAUAUAAGAAGCCACGAUUGCAUCUUUAGAUCACCCCUGAUGAAGACACGAGACUAGAGUGUUGAAACGUUGGGUCUUGAUUACAAUUCGACUGGGCUUUGUAAUCAUUUAUUUAAACCAGAGUAGCGAGGUCGCCUCAUGAUUAAGGUUUAGUCGAGUUAGGAAGGACGACCUUUUUUGAAUUAUUAUUUUGAAUUAUUCUGGCCACUAUCAGUUUCCCCAAAAAUGUUGGCGAGCGUGGGGGGGGGGGGGGAGGUUUAAAAAAAAAAUUUUUCCCGACAUUAAAAAAAGGGUCGAAAAUUUUUUUCCGGGCAUAAACCAUUCAAAUUAAGAGUCACAAGAAUGUUUCCGUACAAAUUCCUGCUAAACCAUGAGUGAAAGUCUUAUUUUUGGACCAAUAUCUGUAAAAUUUAGAUCUAUAAAUUCUAUUCAAUUCCCUCUGAAAGCCCUGUAAGUUACUUAAUAACUGCACAUUCUAUCAUUUAAAAUCUUUGAUUGCCCUGCCAAUCCAGAUGAUUCGCCCUGCCAAACCUGAUAAUUCGUGACAAGGCUUGCAUUAUACAGCUAAUUCAAAAAAGGUUGUCCUUUGCAAAACUUAAACCUUAAACUUUAUUAAGCGUGCAAAGCAUAAUGGGAGCAUCUUUUAAUCAGUUUAGAAAUCAUAUAAAGUUUAAGGUUUACAGUUUAAGGUUUGCAAAGAACAACCGGCUAUCUUUUAAUCCAGGUUGUAUUCUUAAUAUAUAUUGAUAUAUAUCCUGACAAAAUUUUUAUAUUGAAAAACAAAAUAUUAUCGAAACAUCAAUAAAAAUAAUGGAUUUUGUGGAUAAAAUUACCAAAACAAUUGAUGAAGGAAAAUUCUCAGUUGGUAUUUUCCUGGAUUUUGUCAAAGGCAUUUGAUAUUUCACCAAUUUUCUAAUUAAUUGUAUACUUUACUAUUAUAUACAUUUCUAUACUAUUAUAUACUAUUAUAUAUAUAUAUAUAUAUAUAUAUAUAUAUAUAUAUAUAUAUAUAUAUAUAUAUAUAUAUAUAUAUAUAUAUAUAUAUAUAUAUAUAUAUAUAUAUAUAUAUAUAUAUAUAUAUAUAUAUAUAUAUAUAUAUUCUAUACUAUUAUAGAGGUUAAGAUACCCCGGUUUCGGUGUACGGGUACGAGUAGUGUCAUCUUGUUUUACUGAUGUCUGUAAUUCGAUCAUACUUUUUCUGUUUUCUUGCAAUAGACAAUGAUAUAAUGCGAAAAAUGUGCACCUUAAUUACGAGUAAAGGUACAGACAUCGACGAAAAUGUUGCUAACCAAAAUCAUGUUACUCGUACCCGUACACCAAAACCGGGGUAUCUUAACCUCUCUACUGAAACACUCGAGCUGCGCUCAGCGCUCUCGUGUUUUAUAUCUGAUAAAGCACUCCUGGUCGUGUUUUAAAUAAUACAUAUAAUUAGAGAGGGAAUAGCUUUUUAUACCUUUUCAGCGGCAACUGCAGUGUAACAAAUUUAGAACUAUAAGAUGAUGUGAGUGUGAUGUAUGUAUAUUAAUAUACUUGGGGAUCUCAAGAUUUGACCUUCAACUUGAAAACCCGCUUUAAUUUGGUUCUUUAUAAACGGUAAUAAUGAUUUAUUUAUAUCCAUGACGUGCACUUAAACUUUCACAGUACUUUCCAAAUUGCUUCCUGACCUAUUAGUAUGUGGUGCAUUCAUUUUUAUGUGGUGCACUCAAAAUUAAUUAUUUUGUUUUGAUCGGAAAUUUACUAGGAAACGCUGUAAUUGUUUUGUUUUGUUUUCGUAAUUCUAAUUACAUAACUUCAAUAAGACCCGGGAUGGGCUGCCUGUAGUCAUCCAUCAAAUCGAAAGUGCAUUAGCCAUUGAGACUUGAGUACUAUAACUUAAACUAAACCAACUUCAUUUAUAUUGGGAAGCUCUUUCAGCUUGAAACUUCUGUUCUCAGAGGUGCAGGUGUCCUGACCUAAUUAGCAUAAACAGCGACGCACAUCACUACAAUUCGAUAGGCACAUUUUUUGCAAUCAGAUUUUGAUGGUUCGAUAAAAUGAGAAAUCAUUUUCAUUUCUUUGAAGGCGAUUUGCGAGCUCGUAAAUAUAGUCAAUAUCGCUGAUUUUCCUUCCGAAUGAAAAUUGUAUAUUCUUGGAAAGUUUUAACUUAAUUGACGCAGGAUAGUCUAGUGACAUGUUAUACGAAAAACUUUUUUUAACUUUGUAAAAUGUAAAAUGUGAAAGUUGAACAGUACUUAAAUUCGUAGACAUUCCAAGAGCAUGGACCUUUUAUAAUCUGCUUGGUUUAGUUGGUUAAAGUGGUAUCUGAAAUCGAGCCCGUGACAGUGAUGAUACACAGUCUGUGUGGCUCGCGCAUUGCCGUGCUAAGCCGUGAAGUGCGCUGGUAGACGAACUGUAAAUUUCAGAAAGCUUUGUGAAAUUAUUAGGUCUAAACGACUAUCAGUAAUAUGAUAAAGAAUCUCUCCUAGGAUUAGCCCACUGGGUGCUUCAAAAACUUUCGCCUGGUGAAGAUUGGAGACAGGGGUCUGUUGUGCCCUGAAGUGCUCUUAGCAUCCUUUCGCUACGGAUAUAAAGAUUUUUUUGCUAGAUAAGUUUUCUAAUCCACUUUGAAUAAAGUGUUGAUUCGUUCAUUCAGUAGUAAAAGUGAUUGAUUCACUGCUAAUUCUUUAUCAUGCAUCGUGUGAUGGCUUCAUCCUCCCCUCCCCCACGCCCCCCCCCUCCUCCCGCUUACACACCCCAACAAACUUACAAAUUUUUAGAAUUUCAAAUGAAGAAUCUCUUCUUGGUUCUUUUAAAAAGUUUCGUGUCUGUCAGAAAUAAAGCAAGGGACCUUUGAUUUGUCAUUUUUUCCUUGAGAAGUUUUAUAAUCUUCUUGAAAUGAAAUGUAGUUGUAUAAAUGUGUCUGAGAUCGAACUAUUUAAUUAAUGAUGAAAAGUUAAAAGGAAUUAUCAUUGUGCUUAUAGGUUUUGAAUAAUUUCCUUUUAGUAAUUGUCUGUGAUUAAUAAACGUGAUUAUUGCGAUUGUCUUCAUGAGAAAAGAUGACACACCUUAAUUUUGUUGUGAUCUUAUACAGGGUGUCCCCCCAAAAACGAAAACUAUUGAAAUAACGUUUGUUAGAAUUUGAAUGCCUCAGCACUCUGCUGAACCAACUCGUGCAUCAAAGCUUGAAAAAAAAUAAAGAAACCGUAUAAGAAGCUGUUUUAAAUUCCCAAGAGCAGAAGAUAUUGCGCUUUACAAAGAUAUUUUAAUUUCUUGAUAAGUCAAUAUUUAAUAUAUGCACCCUUGUCAAUAUUUUACGAUCUUUGCGUUCAGCUUAGGCAUUCAAAUUGCUAGGGCAUUCAAAUUUUAACAAUACGUUAUUUCAAUGGUUUUGCGUUUUUUUUGGGACACCCUGCAAAGAGCCGGCGACGUCCUGGACCUUGUAGCUGAGUUGGUUAGAGCGUUGAACCGGAAUCGAAGGGCCACAGGUUUGAUUCUGCCAGAGGACCUAUAUUGUUGCGAUUUCUUGGUAUCUAUAAAAUUAGCUCGUCAUUUGACAAAUGGGUCGAAAUAUCACACUGAAUAUUAUUCUUUUAACAAGUAGCUAUGUUUUUGUAUUGAAGGUGUUUCUAUCAACGCAUGGGAGCCUUUAUAUAUCAUGUUCUUUAUGAGUUAAAUCGUUGUGAUUCAUUAUGGAAUAUGUUGUGCAUGAUUGCUUGAUGGUUUCGGAUCCCUGCUGUGCUCCAUCACACCCCUUCCUCAUUUAACAACUGUAUAUAAGCUUAUUUACGCCAUUUUGACGUGACAUGCAAUCAGAUCCAGGAUUACUGCAAUUUAAACCUCAUAAUGGAUUUUUCAUAUAAGCAUACUCACUUCAAACGCCACUGGCAUUCUCAGAGUUUGUGAUUGAAGUGAGACGCGCAGACUGCACAGUCCAUCCAUACUUGUACAUUUGAGUGAAUGCAGUUUGUUGUAAAGUGACCUUGUGUCAGAAAAAUAUCAAGUCUUGGUUGAAUUUCUAUUGAAUACACCAGCUAGUUCUUUCAGAAAUUCUCGUACAGGAAGGUAUGCGGGUAAUAAUCAAAUUAUUAUUAUACAGUAUACGGGGAUAAAUCAAAUUAUGUUGGGUUUUGAAUGCCUUUGACACUUUGAAUAUGAACUUGUCUAAAGUGAUCAGGCCAUUGAAUUUGUUGGUGGUACAACGCAAUACAACGUUUUAGUGUGUGUACUAAUGUACGUGCCUUUGACCUCCGUGACCGCGAUUGAUUAAUAUACAGUUGCCUGAUUCAGAGAGGUUCUCUGUGUCUGAUUAUAGUUUCACCUCAGUUGCGCGUGAGAAGAGUUUACCAAACCCCGCAUUCCGAUUUCCUCUUGUUGUAACACAGAAACGAAGUCGAUGAACAAGUAAGCGUUGAUGCUUACUGGACCUCUUGGAAGAACGCUUUAGAAUUGACAAAACAAUCCUAGGACUAUCAUGUAGUAAGUUAGUAACUCUGGAGUCUGGACAAAGAAGCCAUGGGCAUUGAACAUAGAUAAUUGCAGAUUCACAUUGCUGAUAAAACCAUAUUCUCCUAAAGUUGUUCUGUUCUUCAAAAAUCGAUUGCGUGCAGGCAAUCUAAACAAAACAAGCCACUUGUUAGCGUUUCAAAUUUAAACCCUUACGGCCUUACGCAUUAGUGCACUCCAUUGAUGAGAGGAUUUACAAGGGCGCUUGAAUACACUGCAGUUAUAUUUUGUUACCCGACAGACAGAUGGCAGACUUGGGCCACUUGGCAAAAAGGUAUACACCCAUAGGUUGGGGUGUAGAGGAUCGAUAUGAGGCUCAAGUGAUAUGGUUUUACUCUUAAAACAUGUCAGUAGACCACACCAUUAAUUUUGUAUAGCUGUCUAUAGGGCAUAGGCUUAAUCAUGAUUAGAAGAACUUGCAUUCUACUUGUACUUGUGGCAUAAUCUGCACAAUAUAAAUGGAGAUUCAGCGCCUCUGACGGUCUGACCCCCAGUGCCCAAUGGUCACCCGCAGAAAAUAUUUUAUCGCCAAAAUCACACAUGCAUGUACGCCGUCUUUGGGAAGCGCAAUCGCGUGACGUUAGCCCGUAACCAAAGCACAGGCAAACCAUGCAACGCCAACGGAAAUCUUGCUUGUUUUAGUCUAAUAAAAUCUUUAAUCAAAUAUAGCAAAGACGAGUUGUAAAUAAUGCUACUGUGUAUAUCCUCGAAUUUAAUUUAACAAAUUGAUCCGUAAAGAUGUUGACAUUUCAAUCUCACCGGAAUUGGAAUUUAAUUUUAAGAAACGCGGAUACUCGCGUGCCUGUUACACCAUUCGUAUACAUUCUAACAGAUUCUAUUUGUUCUCUAGGUCUUUGGCGAGUGACGAGAGACGGCUGAGCUAACUGCGUUUUGGCCCAUCGAUCGUUUUCUAAGCCAAAAAUAGUCUGAGUCUCUGCAUUCAAGGUCGCAUAGUCUGAGUCAAGGGCACACAUUCAAGGUAGCAUCUCCACAGCAACGUUUCUCUGAGGACAGGUCACAAAAGCUGAGAAUCGAGCUAACGGUUUGUGGUACGUAUCGCUUUAUUAUUUACAUUAUUUACCGUAAUUUACAUAUUUUGCGAGUGCGCACGAGAUUGAUUACCCAUUUGGACCAACUUGGGGAAAGAAAAUAUAUAGUUCAUGAAAUCUGAUCAUUCAAUGUUCAUAACUAAACACUGCAAAAACCAAAACAGACCAUCCGUCAAGGUAAACCAUCUCCGAAGUUUGUGCGUACCUCUUAAGAUAAUCUAUAUAACUCGCAUAGACAAUGGGCAAAGCAAUCGAUCGAAUAUUCGUAUUUAGGGCCAAUUUACGUGAUUCGUGGUUGGCGGGGGUUUAUAUAGACAUACAGCUUGAUUAUUCUGAAUAUGUUUCCAGAAAAAGCAUUUAAGACGUGCCUAAAAGGCAAAUUUAAUCCCGCCUAGACGCCUAGCCGGGUUAGAGUGUUUAUAUGGGAAUUUCGCGCUACCCCCACUAGGCUGGAUGGAACUGGGAUUAUGUAAAUACUCGUUUCAGGAGUUUAUUUAUAGGACCGGGAUCUCAGCAACUAUCCCUCAAACUGUCUCGUCCUUCCUAGCCGGGAUCAUAUAAACAGGCCCCGUCUCGAGGGGGCAUUGCAUUCUCGCCAAUAGCUACAUGCAUAUGUUACCAAUUAAUUAAUAAACACUUGCUUUAUCUAAAUGCAAUUGAAAAAUAUUUGCAAUUAGAACUAUGCCAAGGUCGAUGACAAAUUCAAAGGGGCCAGAAAUUCAUUGUCAGAAAAAAAUAUUUAUCUCUAUUUAUUUAUGUAUUUAUUAUAUCCGGUAUGCCUCAGGUCUUUCAACCCGUGCUAUUUAUAGCAAACCUUCCAUUCUUCAAAGACCGAGUUAUACAUCUGAAUUGAGUGUUGAAGGGUUUUUGUACAUGGAAAUUGCGAGUGUAAAUUUUAUCGUUUUACCCUCUUUUCCGUUUCCGCUUUACCGGUUCCGCCAUUCCGUUUCCACGUUUUACCCCUCCCCAAUUUUAUCUAUACAUCCGGGGCCCUCUGGCAGGAAUCGAACCUGCGGUCCUGCGAUUUCGAUGCCCAGCGGUCUAACAUGCAGACUGAGCAACAGAGGCCAGUUAUCGAGCUUUUACCACAUGGAUGGAAAAACUGCUCAACAUUUAGUUCUACCGCGCAAAGUUCUGAUAUUAGAGAGGUUAAGAUACCCCGGUUUCGGUGUACGGGUACGAGUAGCAUGAUUUUGGUUAGCUAUAUUUUCGUCGAUGUCUGUACCUUUACUCGUAAUUCCCCGGAGGGGUAGCUGGCCGGGGUUAGGGUUUGCGGUUAGGGUUUGCGGUUAGGUUGCGGGGUUAGCAGGUGGGGUUAGGGGUUAGGGGUUAGAAGGUGGGGUUAGGGUUAGGGGUUAGGAUUAGUGUUAGGAUUAGGGUUUGAGUUAGGAUUAGCGUUUGGAUUAAUUGUAAAUCCAUUGUAACCAAUACUUUAUUGCAUACAAUGGCAUUACAACGCCAAUAAAUUAUUGGUUACAACGUGCGGAACGGCUGCUAUUUUUCCCAUACACAUUACACUGGUAGCACAUGAACUUUCAUUGCGGUGAACUGAGUCCAGUUGUCGAGCUUUCACCAGAGGCGCACGUUCCAUUCCUGAAAAUGUAAUAAAUUUACACUCGAGAUUUUUAUCCGCAAAAAGCCCUUUAAUACCUUAUAGUUCUACCGAGUGAGAUGACCAAAUCCCUGAUAUACCUGAAUUGAACUAACUUUUUUCAGCCGUUCUGCAUAGCUGGGGCUUUCAAGUUUUAAUUGUUCCCCGCAGAGGGCCAUUACUUACUUGACCUUCUUACCGAUAGGAGUAAAGUACCUGGAGAAAACCUGAUGUGUUUGGUAGAGUCAUGCUGGUAGCAUUUUUUCACAUGUGAAUUAUAAUCGAACAAUAAAUCCCGGUCAAAAAGGUGAAGGGCAAAUGUACUAACCACUGUAAAUGUCCUAACAACGUCCCGAUAAACUUAUACUUCUAGAAUGCUAGAUAAUGAAGACUCGUGUUUCUCGUUCUACCUAGAUUUGGAGUUAAAUCAGCCUUUGGAUUGUCAUCAGUGAUGUUGGAGGGUGCAUUACAGUUGUUUGUUAUUAUUUUCCUUGGCUUUCCUUCCUCUGGGCAGACUCAUGUGAAUGUCGAAAUUACGGACAAAAACCAAGGUUUGUCAAUGGGCUUCAGAGAAGAUAUCUAUCUCGUUGCGGUCCACUGUAGGUAGUAUACAAUAAACUGCCGUGGUUUGUUUCUGAACUACCUGAAAACGAUAUCUCAAACGUGGGGGUCGAGUGUUGGUAACACUUUACAAUAUUAAAGCUGUCGUGGUUUGUGUCUGAAAUAUAACAGUCAAUAGAGGGACACCACCAUCAUCACCACCAUCAUUACGUAGAUAUAUAUAUCAGAAGUCUUUUAGCUUUGUUUGAUAUAUUUAUUUUCUGUUGGACGUCCAUAUUCAACCUGAUACUCAGGGUUUUCACUUCCGCUACCGCCAAAACCCGCCGCAGCGAGGGUUCGUGGAAAUCCUGAGUAUCAGGUUGGUCUAUAUUCGGGUUAAAUUCUUAAGAGGAGAUGUGUUGAUCAACUGUUAAUGAUCAAAUUAAGAUAGUCAGACUGAUGAUGUAUUCGAAAUUAAGAUAAGAUGGACGAGAAAAUUGAAAUUAGAUAAGAAUAAUAUUCAGUGACCUGCUGAAACCAAAUCGUAAUUGGCUGUGUGAAUUUGAUAACCAGCCAGUAUCCCACAGGGACCGCGGAACCGGGGGGGGGGCAAUGGGGGCAUGUGCCCCUCCAUUUUUUUUAAAAGUGAAAAAAGUGCCCUUUUUCUGGGCUAAAGUAAAGUGCCCCAUUUACAGAACGAAAAAAGUAUUUCUUGAAUAAACGCCCUCUUUUGCUGGAAAGAAAGUGCCCUUUUUGCAGUAGUAAAGACUCUAUAAAGGCCAUUUCCGACGUUAUAGAGACUCCAUAUUUUCAAAAAUUUUCGUUCGGCUCGUGAACGACAUAAAAUAGUUUGAUUUUGAUCAUAUACAAAAGUGCCCCUUUUGGCCAAUGCCCAAUGGCGUAGCAGGCUAAAAAAAUCGUCCCGCCAAAGGCGGACCCAUUGCACCGAAGGUGCGACCUUCCUAAAGGGGUUUGUGGGCAUGCCCCCCCCCCCCCGAGAAAAUUUGAAGUCUAGAACCUCGGAAAUGGCAUUUCCUGCGAUUUCGAGGGUGGAAGGAUGUGACUAAACAAAGUUUCCAUACACCUCUAACAGGAGUAUUUUCCCUUCGUAAAAUACAAAAAAUGCCAUCUGGCCGAGAGAAGAUCUGUGUGAGCUCAGAGAAGUGCUGUGCUAGGCAAAAAUAUUGCCCUGUCUGCAGCACAACGAAUAAUUAAUCACUGCACCACGUAUAAUAUCUCAAGCACUGCGACUGCGUAUGAUGUUGAAACCACAGCAAGUAGUUACUGUAGUGGUUUUAUCCUUUACUGCGUAAAUGAUAAAACCACUGCGUACAAUGCUGAAGGUAUACCGCGUAUAACGUUAUACCGACCGCGUAUAAUGUCUCAAGCCCGCAUAUAAUGCUAAAAGCACUUCGUAUAUUAUUAAAUUCUCAAGCACUGAAGCACCGCGUAUAAUGUUAAAAGCACCUCGUAUAAUGUUGCGUGUAGCCCAUAUAUAAUGUCAAAAUUAUCGCGUAUAAUGCUCGAACUCGAAGCACCGCGUAUAAUGUAGAGAGCACCUCGUAUAACGAUAAAAGCACCACAUAAACCACAUAUAUAAUGCUAAAAGCACCGAAUGAAAUGAAAUUCCGCUAUGGCUUUCCAUAAGGUUCGUCACGCUCGUUGAAGCCAUUGUAUACAAAUCACAAAAGCAAUAUCAAAUAUGAUAUGAAUUGUAAGAUAGUAUUGCAUAUUCCGCCACAUGAAAAUCAGCGGAACACGAGACAUGCGAUUCACGAAUUGCGUGAGUAAGCAAUAAAUUGCGUGGAAAUUAGCAGCAGUUACUAGACAACAAAGAGGUCAAAGAGCAGACAGCAAUAUUGCGUAAACUUUAAAUGAAUGACAAAUGAAGGCACUGAAAAAUGAUCAUAAUUAAUAUUUAAAUUUUCAGAAUAAGCAAAGCUGUGAUUUUGGCUUCACUAUAAAACAUUUACUCAUUUUUUUGGAAAUUGUUAGUCCCGCUCGGCGGGACAGCGGGACCGCUAGCUACGCCACUGCCAAUGCCCCUCCACUUUCGAAAUGCUUCCGCGGCCUCUGGUAUCCCAGAAUGCGUGCACUGCAUGCCCCACAAGCACUUUGGGAAUAUCGUCUUCGCAUUUUUUUUAUGACAUAAACUCAACUAACUUACUUAUACUGGAUAGCUCUAUCAGUUCUAAACUGUUUCAACUAGAGGUCCAGUAAAGAUCAUCUCUUGUUGAUCCAAUGUUACUACAGGAGAAAACCUAAACUAAACUAACUUUAUUUCUACUGGCUAGCUCUAUCAGGUCUAAACUGUUCUUCCUACACUCAGCUACAGGUUCAGUAAUGGUCAUCUUCACUAAAAAACAUGCGGUGUUUGGUGUGACUGAGGUGAAAUUAUAAUCAGACAACUGUAUAUUGCAAGAACCGAACCCCGGUUACAGAGGUCAAAGGUGUCAAAUUUCCCAAUCAAGUAGAAUAAUAAUUGUUCUUUAUUUCAGCGGCAGUCUUGAAAGCCUCAGCCGAACAUCAUAUAGUCUUUCCCUAUGAAGUCGACACCGACGGCAAUUUUGUAACCCACGAUAUCCAUCAUCGAACCAAACGUUCCCUAGAGACACCUGAUAUCCAUUACCAUAUACCUUUCAAGAAUGAGAGAUUCCAUCUCGAACUGAAACCGAAUGAUGGCUUGAUGAUUUUCGGUUUGGAGGUCGAGUGGAGUUCUGGAAAGAGAAGACGAGCAGAUAGGAACUGUCAUUUUAUUGGUUCAGUUAGGAACUAUACAAAGAGUUCAGUGGCAAUCAGUAAUUGCAGAGGAUUGGUGAGUAACAUUGGAAGAUUUAUAGUAAAGACGAAUGGUCCGUCUGGACGAACUUGGCAAAGAAAGAUAUAUAGUUGUCUUGUUUCUUAUCUUCAGUUCGUGGGUAUCAUGUAAAAUUUGUUUAUCUACUAGGCAGGUUUGAUCCGAGCUGACCAGAGCAGAGAGUUCUUUAUUGAACCCGUGUUAGGACUGGACCCAAGUAAACACGAUGGUAAACAUGCUCACGCGAUCUACAGAAGAUCUGUCGGAGAGGAACUGGGCAAGAAUAUAACUGAACCAGUUUGCGGCGUCACAGGUACAUCAAUAAACUACCGUAUUAGAACCUCCAUCCAACCAUCGCUUCCUCUUUCUUUCUUUCUUUCUUUCUUUCUUUCUUUCUUUCUUUCUUUCUUUCUUUCUUUCUUUCUUUCUUUCUUUCUUUCUUUCUUUCUUUCUUUCUUUCUUUCUUUCUUUCCUUCCUUCCUUCCUUCCUUCCUUCCUUCCUUCCUUCCUUCCUUCCUUCCUUCCUUCCUUCCUUCCUCGCUCCCUCCCUCCCUCGCUCGCUCUCCCUCCCUCCCUCCCUUCCUUCCUUCCUUCCUUCCUUCCUCCCUUCGUCCCUCCCUCCCUCGCUCGCUCCCUCCCUCCCUUCCUCCCUCUCUCUUUCUUUCUUUCUUUCUUUCUUUCUUUCUUUCCUAAUGUCUGAGAUAAAACUGAAAAAUAAUCCAUCAGUUCAUUCCAUUGAAAUUCUUACCCAAUGUUAUCAUCAACUUGCUAACAAAUUGUUACAUGCAGACAAUAUCAAACUUGUUGGAACAACUUGUUGGAACAACUUUUUGCCAGUUUGUUAGCCUCGUUAACCUUGUUACAAGAUGAUAACAACUUGUUCCAGACUUGUCAAUAACAAUAGGAACAGUGACAGCUGUCAGAUUUUUGCACAUGUAGAACAGUAGAAGUCCUAGAGCUCUUCUUUACUCCAGCAUUUAUAUUUUCUUGCCUUCUUUUGUUUCUUUCUUCCUCGUUUCCUUAUACAAACUAUAUCUUUCUUGUGUAUAUUUCAUAGUUGAAGAUGUCCAAGGCCGCGACCAUUUCGAAGAGCAGCCAAGAGAAGAAGGGAAAGGUUUCUUCGUAAGGCGACGAAAUAAACGUUCCGUCAGCUUAAUGAAACAUGUCGAAAUACUUCUUGUCGCAGAUUAUUCAAUGACAAAAUAUUAUAGCAACAGGGAUUUAGAGAGUUAUCUUUUUACUGUUAUGAAUAUGGUAAGUGGCUGUCAUUAAUAGUAAGGAUUUUAAGUCAUUACAACCUUUCAUUUGUCGCUUCUAAAGCCCAGGUCGCACUACACAACGAUAACGAUACGAUAACUUGUAAACACGCGAUGAUUGGUCAAAACAGUUAUGUUGGUGUCCACAAUACAACGAAAACUAUACAAUUAUCAUGAUUUUUUCUGUGUUGGUGUAUUAAUGUACUCAGGUGAAUGUGAUGUUUGUGAUGUUACUCUGAGUGUAUAUCCACACCGGACAAGCUUGAAAAAUAUGCCUGGCCACGGUGGCAUAUUUUGCGAGCUUGUCCGGUGUGGAUAUACACUCAGAGUAACAUCACAAACAUGAUAAAAUUAUCGUUUGACGAUAACUGUAACGAUUUUAAAAUCGCUCGGGUAAGCGCGCGUAUACAAGUUAUUGUGUCGUUACCGUUGUGUAGUGUGACCGGGCCUUAAAGGCCAUGUUACACGGUGCAAUUUUUCUUGCAACUUGCAAUGCAAUUCUACUCUUGAUAGAUGUAAAAUUGCCAAAUACGAGUCUUCAUUACACUCCGCUGAUGUUUUCUUAACAUAUCGAAAAUUCUUCACUGAUUUCACUAAUUAAUAUCUCUCAAGAGUAGAAUUGCAUUGCAAGUUGCAAGAAAAAUUGCACCGUGUAACAUGGCCUUAAGUCAAGCAUCUUUAAAUUCAACUACAAAUUCAAUUUUAAAUUCAAUUUUAAUUUGAUUUAAUUCAAUUUUAAUUUGAUUUUAGUUAUCCUUGGUGUUUAGACAUCGCAGUAUUGGUUCAGCUAUCAACGUUGUGUUGGUCAGGAUGGUUAUUAUUGACACAGAGCAUGAGGUAAAUUGACUCUAACAAUGUUGUUGUCAUAUUUUGCGGGACUAUUCAUUUAAUAACCAAAAUUUCAUUGGCAAAAAACUAUCGUCGAUCGUUGCGUUUUCGGUGGCAUUAUUGGCGUUUUAAAAAUUUAAAGUUAGUCGCGUUUUUUCUUUACUAGAAAGGAUUAAAUGUCACUAAUCAUGCCAGAAGAUCGCUGAACAACUUUUGUCGCUGGGUUCAAAAGGUUAAUCCACGAUCAGAUUUAGACCCUCAACAUGCUGACGCUGCAGUUCUUGUUACCAGGUGAGUACAUUUGGAGUCAAUCGUUUGCCACUGAACCUUUUUAACUUUAUUUAUAUUGGAUAGCUCUAUCAAUUCUUCACUGUUUUGCUAGAGGUCUACUUUUCAGAUCUUCCGUUGCUACCUCCAAAGUCUAAAGGUCUAACUCCAAACCAAAAUAUACACUUCAGUAACUUGUGUAAUUCAAAACUGAGUUGAAAUAUGAAUUGUGGAGUUACUGGCUAACUCCAAAUAUCAUUUGGAGCUAUAGUAGGUACAACUCCAAAUAUUAUUUCGGAGCUAGGUAUCUAAGCAUGGGAUUAGCUUAAAAAUCAUUUGGAGCUAAUAUAACUCCAAAAAUUAUGAAAAAGCUAGGUAUCUAAGGGGCUGAUUACUUGGGCCGAGUUGUCCCGCUUUGCCGAGUUGUCCCGGCUAAGCGAGUUGACUUUUGAAUUGCGAUUACAUGCACCGCGCUAACCCGGUUAGCCGGGCUGAAGUAGCUCAUUAAGAUCUGUAAUGCUUAACAAUUUAAUACUCGGUGUUUGAAAUCGAUUAAAAAUGGUGUAUUUGUUGUAUUUGAGGACUACUUUACCCACUGAAUGUUGUUGGUUGAGGUAUUUAUACUUAGCGCUGAUCCCAACAGGCUUAUACUGUUUGUAUUCUAACAAAAUUGUGUCGCGUUCAUUAAGUACUAUUUAAAAAACGAGCAGGAGUGUUUUAUUAGGUUUAAAGCCACGAGCGCGCAGCGCGAGUGGCUUUAGACCUAAUAAAACACGACCUGCGAGUUUUUUAAAUGGCUUCAAAAACGUUUGCAUAAUAAGUGACCUAAUAAAACACGACCUGCGAGUUUUUUAAAUGGCUUCAAAAACGUUUGCAUAAUAAGUCAAAUCUUCAUAUAAAAAUCUUUAUAUAAAAAAUCUUUAUAUAAAAAUCUUUAUAUAAAAAUCUUUAUAUAAAAAUCUUUAUAUAGUUUGAAAUUUUGUAGGUGUUUUCAUAAAAUGUCUUUUGUUAAAGUGUUCUUUAGAAAUCUUUAUAUAGUUUGCAUAAAAUGUCUUUUGUUAAAGUGUUCUUUAGCUGAUAUAAAGACGUAUGCACAUGACUAAUUUCUUACUCAAGAUUGGAUACUUGCUUCAUGAAUUAUUAAUGAGUUUUUGAAUAUAAUUUUGAUGUUAUUUGAAGUUUUUUAAACUUAUAUUUGUACAUAUUGAAAACUUAUAUUUGUACACAUUUGAAAUUAAAACAUACAUAAGUGUCAGGGUUCGUAGCGGUCUUUGAAAUCCUUGAAAGUCUUUAAAUUGGAAUGCAGGUCUUUGAGGUCUUUGAAAAGUCUUUAAAUUGUGUGAAAAAGCGAAGAAAGUCUUUAAAAGUCUUUAAAUUCUUUAGUGAGGAAUUGAUUAUACGAUUUCCUAGCUAAUAAAAUAGAUUGAUUGAAGCAAGAUUUAUGUGAUUUGACGGGACUGAUUACUGGGUAAAAAUGUUGCUUACACUCGCAAUUUUUCGACAGCUAAUUGCUCUCAGAGGUCUUUGAAAAGUCUUUGAAAAUAGGCAGGAAAAAUCUUUGAAAGUCUUUGAAUUUGUUUGGUCUUGGAGACUACGAACCCUGAGUGUGUCAACUUGCUUAGCUGGGACAACUCGCCCAUGUAAUCGGCCCCUAAGCCUGGAGUUACUGGCUAACUCGAAAAAUGAUUUUGGGCUAAGUAUAACUAAAAAAAUCACAAAAUAUCUAGGUAUUUAAGUCUGGAGUUACUGGCUAACGGCACACUUGGCAUUUUGUUCUCAUUCAGAGGCUAGAUUUUGAUCUGCAGGUCCGGCGCAACCUAUUCUCGUACCACUCGACCCUCGUCAUUCUCUGUUGACCGCGUGUAAGAUGGGCUCUGGGUACGAGAAUGUGGCAUAGCCUAGCUAGCUCCAUUUGAAGAUUGGCUACCUCCACAAAAAUAAACUCUACAGGUAUGCUGCUCACAUGCGAUUGAGGUGAAAUUGUAAUGAGACAACUGCAUAUUGCAGGAAUCAAGCCCUGAACACACAUGGGGGUGAAAGACACAUGUACUAACCAUUAUCUGAUAAAUACACCUCUCGAUAAACUGAUCUGUAUGCUUUCUAUUUGAUUGUUUUUAGGAAAGACAUUUGUCGCAACUCGUACAAACCCUGCGAAACUUUGGGUAAUUUAUUCUUUAGUAUUUUUCUGUCUACUUUCCAAAGAUUAGUCUUCGAAACUAGUUUUGACCUCUUUAUUGUUUAUUUGAGAUGAAUGUUUUUAAUCCCAGGCCUAUCGAAUAUGGACGGUAUGUGUUCAUCUGGAAGUGAGUGCAGUUUUAAUCAAGACACUGGUUUUACUUUGGUCUAUACCAUCGCUCACGAGUUAGGACAUAAGUAAGUCUUUUUAAAGUAUAAAAUCUAUGGGGUGUGAAUUGUCUAAUUACAAUGGGGGGUUUCGACCAACAUUAACAGAAGUUAGUAAUCAUUCAGCAUCGAUCUGAGUGGACACAGCGAGGUAGAGAUAGGUUUAAUUCCUACCAGAGGACCUUGUGCUGCAUUUUUCGCAGUCGUUCCUGGUCAGGUCUUAAAGUGUAUAUAUACUCACUUGGAUUACAAACCCUAAAAAACAGCAUGAGAGAAACGUAUGAGUAUCCCAAAUCAAUAAGGGUCUAGUUGAAUCUGGCCACUGUCUACAGAAUCAAGUUGCCAAAAGGUGACUAGUUUACAUGAACUUGUGGUUAGCUCUUUGCAACUACGUUUUGUAGCUUAGUGGUCGUAGCACUGCAAGUAGUUAUAUAUCCUGCACACCUCAGCUCUCCGUUAUCGUCUCUAUCUAAACUGAUAGCGACCGUUCCAAGAUUACGCAUACGAUUUUUUCUGUGUUUAGUCUUGGUGUCCUCCACGAUGAUGAUUACAGCAGUUGUGCGCGACUUCGUGAACAUAUCAUGGCAAGCAACCUUGUUGUCGAUCCACCAGAACAAUUGUGGUCAAAGUGUAGCAGAAGGGCCAUGAAAUCUUUCUUUUAGUAAGUUUAUCUCACAUUCACUCUCGGAUUCAAUUUUUACGUCUGUUAAUAUAGGUUGGGGGAACCUGCCCAGUAGCCGUAUACGUAGCCGUCGGUAGGUUGUGGAUGUCGCCGCUGGGAAGGGUUGGUAAAUGGGUUGGCGAUAGGGCUGAAAGCAGCAAAAUGGCUGUGAGGGUCGGGCAGAAGCAACCUAUUGUAAACAUAAUUCGAUAAUUCAGUUCUUGUACUGCGAGAGAGUGUGAGUCCAACGAUACAUUGCAAUUGCACUUCUCUUCUCGUGUUUUUUUUUGUCGUAUGGCUUAGGGACGGAUGAUCCGUCUGGAGGAACAUAUGCAAACUAGGAUAAGAUAACAAGUUCACAGAAUUACAGUAAUCAACUUCCCAUAGCAAGUCUGCUUCAUUAAAGUUUAAAAUCAAAUAAUUGUUUUUUUCUUCAGCAAAGGAUGGGGUUGGUGCCUUAAUGAUCAACCUGGAACAUACAUGCAACCAAAGUUACCAAGACGUAUGUUACCUGGUGAACGAUUUGACGCCGACGCUCAAUGCAAGAUGUUCUUUGGUUCCAAAUCAACCAUCUGUAGUGGUGCAGAGGUACGAGCUUAAAAAUGUACUACUUACGCAGGGCAGAAAAUGGUGGCCAAGUUGGGAACAGUUGACUCUUUUUAUUUGCUUCCAAAUGCAUGACUAAUAAUAUAAUAAGCUAAUUAACAAUUAUUGAAUGAGGUUGAGCAUGAUAUGAAGAAUAUCAAGCCAGAAGUUUGUGUUAUCGACCCAAGCCGAAGGCUGAGGGGAAAAUUAUUGCUGGUUUUCACAGGCUGAAAGAAUGCUCCUUCCGAGACCUCUUAGGAGAACAGUUUAGAAAUGAUAGAUCUAUCCAGUAUAAAUAAAUUUAGUUUAGUUCAGGUUUCCUCUUGUUCUAAUAAGGCAUUGCCUUUUUAGACCUCUAGGAAAAGUAGUUUGGAACUGAGAGAGCCAUUCAAAAUAAGAUGAUAAGAAGAUAAACCUGUAAUGUGGAAGUUAAACCCAAAUUCUUUUGUUUUCAGAAAGAUUUAUGCACGACAUUAUGGUGUGUUCACAAUAGUGGAUAUUGUGCGACUAGACAUGUUUCCGGCCUGAAGCCUAGUUUUCCCGCACUAGAUGGAACCCCUUGUGGUAAGACAAAGGUGAAUCUAUACUGAAAUUUAUACACUAAGGUUGUUGUCGUCAGGAUUUGAACCGUACUUUGAAAACGCGAGUGGUUUUUUGAUUUUUGUUUGAUUAAUAUAUUAAGAGGCAAUUUUUUUCAAUGUCACGUAUUUGCAAUGAAAGGUGUUCAAAACCUAAAAUAUUUUUGGAGUUCCUCUCAAAAUUACUUUGAGUCUUUGUUUUAGCUUUGUACAUUCUCUAGUUUAUAGCGUUAGCAACCUUUUUAAAUGCAUCUGCCGGUUGAGAAACAUAAAAUAAUAGUUGAAAAUUGUCAAUUAAAAUACAAUUAUCAAUGAUGCUUUAAAAUUGACGCCAUGCAUAUUUACAACCAUAUAAGCAAAACUUACUGAACUUCAGGCAUCAUUUUCUCUUUGGCGUAUCAUCUAAAAUCUCUUCAUUUUAGCAUUAUUUUACAGAUACAGAGAAACGUAUCGAAAAAUAAAAAUUUUGAAUUUAGUCAUAACCUCAAGUGAUAUAUUAUAUAUACGCAUUAGUUUUGAGCGCGUGUUACGUAACAAAAAAAACUCCUUAAUUUAUAUAUUUAAUAAACCUUCAAUAAUAAUUUGGAUUUAACAAUGUCACACACACGAAAACGAGACUCUCUAGCCAAAAUGUAUUUUCCGGCAGGAUGUACUGGUUCCUCGCAGCCAUACGUACAGAAUAUUAAAAUACGUUGUUUUAUUUGCAGCAUCAAUGGUGUUUUAAAGGGAAAUGCGUGACUAAGUUUAAGUUAAAAGAACCUGUUGAUGGCAGCUGGGGAGAAUGGUCACGCUGGAGUUCUUGUUCACAAUCUUGCGGCCGUGGAGUGAGGCGACGAACAAGAAGAUGUAACUCUCCCAGGUAAGCUCGUGUUUGUCAUCGACUUUGUUUACAUUGAAUAGCUCUACAGUUCCAAAUCAGUCGCUAACCUGUCAAUUUUAUUCUGCAGACCAGACCACGGAGGGUUUUACUGCGUGGGGGAAUGGAAGAGACACAAUAUAUGUAACGCACAGGUCAGUAUCGUAACUUUUAAAUGUACAUGUGCAGUUUUGUAAUGGUUACUUAAAUCCACCCAUUCAUCAAUCAUGUAUUCUUUAGCUAUGCCCAGAAGGAUCAGAUAAUCCAGUCCAAAUUCAAUGCAAGAAAUUUCGAGCGUUACUGGUGAACGGAAAGAAAUACAAUUGGACCGCUAAGCAAAAUCAUAGUAAGUUUAUGAGAUAAACUUAAGUAAACCAAACCAAAUUUAUUUAUACUGGUUAGCUCUAUCAGUUCUAAACUGUUCUUCCUAGAGAUCCGUCUCUUUGCCAAGUGUAACAAUAAACCUAAACUUAACUUGGCUGAAUCACACUGGAAGCAUUCUUCGCACAUGCUAUUAGAAUGCUGAUAAAUUGAUCAUCAGACAACUGCAUAUUGCAGGAACGAACCCCAGUGAUAUAAGACAAUGGUACAUGCAUUUAUAACCAUCGUGUUACCACCUCCUUUUUUGAUUUGACAACAAAUCAGAAUUUAGACGGCAAUAUUUUCGUUUAGGGAAUCCAUGUGAGUUGCGUUGUGUUCCUGUGGUAGAAAAUGGUCACUCCAGAAUCAGGAAGUUUAUUCAAGCACGAGAUGGUACUCCGUGUAACCAUGGCACCAGGAAUAUCUGUAUCCAGGGAAAGUGCGAGGUAUCAUGUUUCACAAUGGACUUGAUAUAUACUAUAUAGCUCUGUCAGUUCUAAACUUCCCAGAGUAAAACUCGUCUCAUGCAAAGUUAUAAUCAGGCUAAUGACUAACACUAGCAGGGAGGGACGAGAAGGAAGUUUUCAAGAUAUUUCAAAAUUGAAACUGAGAGUUCGCUUUAGUUUAGGGUUAAUGUUAGGGUCAGGAUUGAGGUAAGGUUUAGGGUAAGGUUUAUGAUUGUUAUGAGUGCAUUGUUUUUUAUUCUUUCGCGUUGUAAUGAUUUUGAAAAAAAGCUGCCACCUUGAAAACCUCCCUGUCGUCCAUGCCCUUUAUCAACGACCUCAUAUUCAGAAAAGUGCAUAAAGUAGGAAACGAACCUCGAUCACAGAGACGAAAGAUAUUCUAACCUCCGUGCAGUCAGCACUACAGAAAAUGUUUAAUGGGAAAGGGUGGAAACGAUUUUGAAAACUAUGGCAGUGAAAUUUUAUCUCCAUCUUUAUCAUUCCAUGACUCUUUGUUUCUUUUUCUUGCAGCAUGUAGGUUGUGAUGACAAGUUGUAUUCCAGCGCCAGAGAGGACAGGUGUGGCAUCUGUCGUGGUGAUGGGAGCACAUGUGAGACAAGACAUGAAUCCUUUGAUCAACUAGAAGGAGAAGGUGAGAUUGAAGCCGGAGGAAACCUAAACUAACUUUAUUUAUACUGGAUAGCUCUAUCAGUUUUAAACUGUUCUUUCUAAAGGCUCAGUAAGGAUCAUCACAGAAGCAAAUCUAACCUAAACUAACUUUAUUUAUACUGGAUAGCUCUAUCAGUUUUAAAGUGUUCUUUCUAAAGGCUCAGUAAGGAUCAUCACAGAAGCAAAUCUAAACUAAACUAACUUUAUUUAUACUGGGUAGCUAGAUCUGUUCUAGGAGUCAUCUCCACUAAAAAACUUGCGAUAUUUAGUGAAAACUGGAAACACUCUUCUCACAUCUGACGGAAAAAACACAUACACACCUUAAACACAUGACCCUAAACUUGACGAAAACCAAAUUUAACUGCUGCUGCUGUUGUAAUAAAACACAUAAUAACAUAUUUUUACCUUUCUCCAGGUUAUACUGAAGUAUUAGUAAUUCCAGCUCAGUCUCGAAACAUCAUAAUUCAAGAAGUGUCAGGCUCUCCUAACUUUCUAGCCUUGAGGUCAGCCUCGGGUGAUUACUACCUUAAUGGUAACUGGUAUAUACAGUGGAGUGGGGACUAUGAUGUUGCUGGAGCCAGCGGGCAAUAUUCUCGAAGACAUAACAGGGAGACGUUUGAGACGAAAGGACCGAUCACUGAAGACCUUCAUGUCUUGGUAAGUGUAUUCUUUCUUUCAUUCCUCUCUCCCUUUUUUACCUUCCUUCAUUAUUUUCUUUCGUCCUUCCUUUUUUCUGAUAUCGUUCAUACAAUCUUUCCUUCUUUUCUUUCUUUCUUCUCUGCUUCCUUGCUUGUUCAUAGUUACCACACAAGGUGUGCUGCAAAACAAAAUUUUAGUAGAACAAAUGCUCGUGCAAACUAUGGUAAAUACACUUUUAAGUUUAUUUCGUCAAAAAACUUGGAGUCUAUUGACUAUAGUAUCAUGUCUCUGUUAAUAUAUUUGAAAAUAAUUUAUUUAAAAAACUUUCUUUUACUUAAUCAAGUUUAAUUCAUAUAAUACACUUGUUCAUGUUCGUUGUAGAUAACUUAAACUUACUGUAGACAGUGUACUUUGACCAUGUCGUUUAUUAUACACCUUUCUGACUCCAUAACAUGGAUGUAAUUUAUAACCGUUAAACUUUUGUAAAUAGACCUAAAGUGUGCUAACUAAGUCAUUCUUCUACCAUUCCUUCUUUCCCGCUUUCCACUCACCCCUUCUUUCUCUUUCCAUUCGCCUCUUCAUUUGUCCAUUCCUCCCUUAGUCUCUACACUCCCUUGCAACUAUCUAACCUUCCUUUUAUUCCUUCUUCUCUUUCUCUCGUUGCUUCCUUCUAUCCCUCCUUCCAUCUUUCCUUUCUUACUUCCUCCUUACUUCUAUAGAUUGUUCUCCCAAAUACAAUUCGUAUCUUCUAUGUAGCUUCUUUACCAAGGCAAGAACACCGGACUCAAAGUUCAGUAUGAUGUACGAAAAAAUGAAACCAUAAAACCUCGAUAUUUUCACUGGAAAUAUAGUCCUUGGACGCCUUGCUCUGUCAGUUGUGGUCAAGGUAAGAUUUCCUAACUAUAGUAAUUAUACUGGAUAGGAGGUGGAGCUCCGUUCAGUACGAGUUAACCUGGACUUAAGUUUGAUUUCAAUUUUUUCAGGCAUACAGGAAAGAGAUAUGGGUUGUGUUGACCAAGAAAACAAUAUCGUUGACGAAAGAUUUUGUAGAAAUAAAUAUCGCUACAUAAAAAAACUUUGCAAACGUGUAGAGUGCCCACCAACGUAAGAAAAUAAAGUUAUGUCAAUAUUUCCCCAACUCUUUUAAAAAUAAAAUAAAAAAGUUAGAGUGUUUUGAAAUCACUAUAAUAAAGUUAUAAACGAAGAUGAAAUGUAAGACUUUGUAAGACUGUUAUUUGUAUCAUAGAAAGCUAGCAUCCACACCUCGUUAUUCUCAGGUACAGACACUUAAUUCCUAGUUGUUUAUUAUUUUCUUUUCAUUUUAUUCUUUCAGUUGGUGGGUUGGUGUGUGGCAUGAAUGUUCUCAAACCUGCGGGCAUGCUGUCAAAUACCGCGCUGUUCUUUGCACUCAGAUAAUCCUGGAUAUAAGACAGAUCAUAGAUGAUGAAAAAUGCGGCGGAAAUAAGCCAGCUGUUUCAACCGUUUGUGAACAACCUUUGUGUUGGACGGUACAUCCAUGGUCUAAUGUAUGUAUAAAACAUACUCUUUAAGUCAGUUGGUCAGUCAGUUAGUUAAUCAGCGAAUAAAUUUUAGUGAUAGAAAUUAAUUUAGUUUAGGUUUUCUCCUGUAGUAACACUGAUCGAUAAGACAUGGCUUUUACUGGACCUCUAGGGAGAACAGUUUAGAACUGAUAGAGCUAUCCAGUAUAAAUAAAGUUAGUUUAGUUUAGGUUUAUUCUCAGUGGCGUAGCCAACCCGACAAUUUAGUCCUGCUAUGCAAAUUCAAAAUUAUUAUCAUUAUUCAUUUCUUUAGAAAUUGAUUGUUUUCACAGUCAAUGAACAUGGAAAUAUUUGCAUAGCAGGACUAAAUCAUCUGACUGGCUACGCUACUGUUUAUUCUAGUAGUAACAUUGGAUCAAUAAGAGAUGACUCUUACUGGUCUUCAAGAGAGAACAGUUUGGAACUGAUAGGGUUAUCCACUUAUCCAGUAUGAAUAAAGUUUUUAGGUUUUCUCCUCGGGUAACACUGAACCACUAAGGGAAUGGACCUUACUGGACCUCUAGGGAGUACUGCUCAGAAUUGAAUUAUAUUUAUUUUACCAUGCAAAAAUAUUAAAUCAUUUAAAUAUGUUUUUCGCAGUGUUCAUCGUUAUGUGGUCUUGGGUUACAACAUCGUCUGGUAGAGUGUCCUGGAAACACGUCUCAGUGUGAUUUCUCUACCAAAUCUAUCACAAACCGUACGUGUAUGGGGAACACCUGUGCCCAGUGGCGCGUAACACCCUGGGGAGAGUGUUCGACAAGCUGUGGUAAUGGUACCCAGAUCAGGCGUGUGUCAUGUGAACAUCACGACGAGAACAUGUGCAGGCGACAUGAGAAGCCAAGGUCAACUCAAGUAUGUCCUGGUAUUCCGUGUCCAGUUUGGAGAACGGGAGACUGGAGCGAGUGUUCAGUGUCGUGUGGAAAGGGAGUGGAAACUAGAAAUGUCACAUGUGCAGAACGUCAUGUGAAUUUCACGUGCAGUGCAUCGGAGAAGCCCAUCAUGGUUCGACCAUGUUUGCAAAAGGUACGCCAUUGCAAUUAUCCUGGGGGAAAUUAUGCCAUAUAUUUUUUGAUGGUCCAUACACAUAUAGACGAAUCAUGCUGGAAAUAUCAUCCAUCUGACAGACAUCCAUCUUCCUGUAAACGCAACUAGACGAACUAGCUAGCUGUGAAGAAAUCAUGCCUGGUAUUGGCAUUAUUCAUACUAGGGAUUGGUCAUCUGUCAAAGAUCAGUAGAUCAACCAGCUAACAUAAUACGAUCUAUAUGUACUGGCAAAUGGUUCUGGAAACUAAUCAUGUCGAAUCUUUUCGUGAUAGUUCGUCUUGUGUUGUAUUUACCGCAUCAUCCGUCAGUCUUAGUGUAAACACAGGACGAAUUAUCCAGAUGAACUAGCUAGCAUGGCGUGAUCUAUACUGGCAAUGGUUCUGAGAAAAAUCAAAAUUGAUAUUUUUACUUAGGCUAUGUUUACAUUGUAUCGGAUCACUUUGCGUCCGACGCAAAAACCAUACCGGAUAGGGCUUCUGUUUACAUAUGAAAUGUUGUUAUCGUCUCAAUUUCUGCAACGGACCGGUGGUGCGGCGGUUCGCUCUUCGAAGUGGUGCGCUGUGUAUCGGAUCGGUUUUUGCAACGUUCUCAUUGCAAUGUAAACACCAUUCGGAGCAAUUUUCGGUUCAAUGCGUGACUCAAGAUGGCAUCAGGGGAAACAAAGACUUGCUAUUCUAAUCUUAUUUGCUGGUAUAGCUUGCUCACUUAUAAUAUUUUUGUAUUUAGUUGGGCGAGGGCGGAAGCUGUUUACAGUUGGGCCGUAACGUUUCGUGAAUGGAGCAAAAACCGAUCCGAUACAAUGUAAACAUAGUCUUAGCCUCCUCCGCAGGCAUCUCAUUGAGGAAUCGGGUGGUCGGAAAAAAUCACUGGCUAAAACCCAUAGAGAGGCCUGUGGAGGAGGCUAUAUUUUACUACACCCAGGUGGAUCAUAAACUGUAGACCAACAACGCAGAUAAUUCGGGUUUAUUAUACAUAGACGAGUUAGCAGAUGAACUACAUGUUCUUUGUUCAAGUAUAUAUCCGAAUAAGGCUUCAGCUUUUACAAUUUUCUAAACAUUGUUGUUUUUUAAAUAGCGAUGUUCUGGUUGGACAGUGGGCGAAUGGAGCUCUUGUUCAGCGUCUUGUGGAGAGGGAAUCAGAGAGCGGAAAGUUGUGUGCUCUUUUACAUCCUGCACAACAUCCACCCGUCCGAAACACAAAGAGAUCUGCCUGAUACGAGAUUGCCCACAGUGGUCAGCUAGCACGUGGUCUGAGUGUUCUGUCAGUUGUGGUGAGGGUACACAAUAUCGUAACAUCACUUGCAGUGAUCCUACAAAUCCCUGCCCCGAGGAAACAAAACCCCCAAGUGUCCAGCAGUGUCUUACACAGGAGUGCACUACAUGGAGUUUUGGUAACUGGACUGAGUGUUCAGUGAGCUGUGGCUCCGGGGUGCAAACUCGUAGUAUUAUAUGCAAUGCUGCAACUCAGGAGGAAUGCGAGCGAGAUAUACCCGACGCUGAGAAGCCUUGUAACGAACGACCAUGUAUGAUGUGGGAGACUGGGAACUGGAGUGAGGUAAGACCACUGAUCUUAUAAGAAGACUUAAUAGAGCAAGCCGUACUUAUAUUUAAACAUUGUUAGACAACAGGAAAAAGGGAUACAUUAAUAAGGGACCAAACGUACGGGAGAUCUGACUUUGUUUUUACUGCGUAGCUCGAUCAGUUCUAAGCUGUUUUCCCUAAGGCACAUGCUUGGUCUAUCUCUUAUUUGUUCAGUGUUACUGCAGGAGGAAACCUAAAUGAAACUAAUUUAAUGAAUUAUACUAGAAAGUGUUACAAGAAGAGGCGUCCGGAGUACCCAGAGAAACCCUGCGGUGUUUGGUAGAAUCAAACAGGAACCCGUCUUCUCAGAUGUGACUGAAGAGAAAAUGUAAUCAGACAAAUGCAUGUUGCUGUGGCAGAGGUUACAAAGGCAUGUGCACCACGCAUUGUGCGCAUGCACAACACCUACAUUGAUGCAUUACACUAAUACAUGUAUUUCGUCCUAUUUUAUUGUAGUGCUCCACAGCUUGUGGUUUAGGUAUACAAGAGAGAUCAGUGUUGUGCCCGAGUGGCUCCUGUAAUCUCCAAGACAAACCCAAUGCGACCAAGCCUUGCUUUAUACCAGACUGCGCGGUAUGGGUAACUGGAAACUGGGAAAAAUGUGCUGUAUCCUGUGGCGAAGGGGUGCAAACGCGUCAAGUGUAUUGCAGUGACGAUGAUGAAUCCUUAUGCAAUGCCCUUGAGAUGCCUGAAUCCACACGGGAUUGUUUCGUGUCGCAAUGUGGUGCGUGGAUUGUCACGCGUUGGGGGCCGUGCUCAGCAAAAUGUGGCCUCGGCUACACUACCCGUAAUGCUUCAUGCAUUUAUCCUGAUUCCCGAAACUGCUCGAAUAAACCUAACGUCGUUAAGAUGUGCCAAGAAGCUCCUUGUAGUAAAUGGAGUACGGGGCAAUGGAGCCCCUGUUCUGUAACAUGCGACCGAGGUUUCCAAAGACGUAUUGUUUCAUGCCACGGUGGGCAAUGCCUCGCUUCGACCAAACCACUUUCGAUAAAAGUGUGCUUGACGCCAAGUUGCGGUCAGUGGGUCGCUAGCAACUGGAGUGAGUGUAGUGCCAGUUGUGGUGAUGGUAUACAGAUACGUGAUAUAAUAUGCAGUGAUGUGGAUCGUAAGAAGUGUACAGAUAGAAAGCCUGUGGUAAAACGGUUUUGUAACAAGCAGAAAUGUCCGUAUUGGCUUGUUGGCGAAUGGGAGAGCUGCUCAGCAUCGUGUGGGAAUGGGACACGAAGCAGAAAUGUAACAUGUGUUGGUGGUAGUUGUCCUAGUUCCACCAAACCAGCUAUGUAUCAACCAUGCUACUCUGGCCAAUGUCCAAAGUGGGUGAUGCAUGAUUGGAUACCAUGUUCUCGUAGCUGCGGUAGUGGUUUCCAGAUACGAAUGGUCUACUGUAAAGGCAAGACUGAUUCAAGCUGUGAACAUUUGGUCCAACCGAACUUUUUGAGGAGAUGCAAUAAGCUGUCUUGUCCGCAAUGGACUGUAGGGCACUGGGGUGUCUGCUCUAAGUCAUGUAAUGGGGGAACACAGAGUAGAAAUGUGAGCUGUACCAAUAGUCAUGUUGGUGAAUGUCCAGAACAAAGUAAACCAAGCACCAGACAGAAGUGUGGCGAGCUUCCUUGUCCACAGUGGGUUGCUGAUCCAUGGUCAGAAUGCUCUAAAUCGUGUAAUGGUGGAAGACAGAUUAGAGUCGUGACUUGUAACAAUAGUCAUGUUGGUUCGUGUUUAGAACACAGUAAGCCAGCGGGUAGUCAGAAGUGUGGUCAGGUACCAUGUCCCAUGUGGUCUGUUGGUCAAUGGUCAAAAUGCUCAGAAUCUUGCGAUGGUGGAAUACAGACUAGGGAGGUUACCUGCCAGAAUAGUCAUAUUGGCGAAUGUUUUGAAAGGAAUAAGCCUGCUACCAAUCAGGAGUGUGGCCAAGUACCGUGUCCGAAAUGGUCUGUUGGUCAAUGGUCAAAAUGUUCGAAAUCCUGUGAUGGUGGUACACAGACUCGAGCUGUCACAUGUAACAAUAGUCAUGUUGGUGAUUGCUUGGUAACAGAUAAGCCAGAUAGUACGAGAAGGUGUGGUAAUAUACCAUGCCCAGAAUGGUCAGUUGGCCAAUGGUCAAAAUGUUCAAAGUCUUGCGGUGGUGGAAAAAAGAACAGAUCUGUAACGUGCGAGAACAGUCAUGUCGGAAAAUGUAACUCUGACACAAAACCAACUUCGAUGGUGACAUGUAGCGACGUACCAUGCCCACAGUGGACAGUUGGUGAAUGGUCAUCAUGCUCUAAGUCAUGUAAUGGUGGUAUACAGUCCCGUUCUGUGACUUGUAACAACAGCCAUGUUGGCGAGUGUCUUAGCAAGGAAAAACCACCAACGAAUCAAAGUUGUGGUAAGCUACCGUGCCCACACUGGAGAGUUGGUCCAUGGAGGAAAUGUUCAAAAUCUUGUGGUGGUGGUCUAAAAAUUAGGGUCGUAUUUUGCAGAAACACCCAUGUUGGUGAAUGUUUGGCAGCAGAUAAACCACGUGGUAUCAAAACAUGUCGCAAAGUGGCAUGUCCAGUAUGGUUGAUGGGCGAAUGGUCGGGCUGUUCCAAGAGUUGUGGUGGUGGUAUUCAGUCACGAACUAUUUCAUGUAGAAACAACCACAUUGGUCGAUGUGAUGCAAGGAAUAAACCAGUGGACAGGCAGAAAUGUGAUGAAAUACCAUGCCCACAUUGGUCAGUGGGUAAUUGGUCAAAGUGCUCUAAAACCUGUGGUGUUGGUAUGCAGACUAGAGCUGUAACUUGUGAGAAUGGUCAUAUCGGUAAAUGUACAGGAGAGGAGGAAAGACCAAGUACGAACCAGAAAUGUGGUGAGGUACCAUGUCCAGAGUGGUCUCUCGGUGAGUGGUCAAAGUGUUCCAAAUCGUGUGGUGGUGGAACUCAGACUCGAAAUGUUGUAUGCUUGAAUAACCAUGUUGGUAAUUGUUCAGAAAAAGACAAACCAUCUACAAACCAACAGUGUGGUGAGCUGCCAUGCCCCAAUUGGGUCAUUGGUAUGUGGAGUGAAUGUUCAAAGUCGUGCGAUGGUGGUUUUCAGACCAGAACUGUUUCAUGUAACAAUAGUCAUGUUGGUUGUCCAGUUAAAGAAAGACCAACAACCAACCAAAUAUGUGGUGAAAUACCAUGUCCAAAAUGGACAGUUGGUAGUUGGUCGAAAUGCUCUAAAUCAUGUGAUGGUGGGGUGAAGUACAGAACUGUUAGUUGUAAAAAUAACCAUGUUGGUGAAUGCUUAGAGACAGAAAAACCACGAGAUGCCAAGAGUUGUCGUAAUGUAUCAUGCCCUGAAUGGUAUGUUGGUGAAUGGUCAAAAUGUUCUAAGAGUUGUGAUGGUGGAAUCCAAUCGAGAACGGUGUUUUGUAACAAUAGUCAUAUUGGUGAAUGUUUGGCAACAAGUACACCAAAUAGUACCAAUCAUUGUGGUAAAUUACCAUGCCCGAAAUGGUCAGUUACCGAAUGGUCAAAAUGCUCUAAGUCUUGUAACAAUGGAACACAAACAAGAACUGUCAGAUGUAACAAUAACCAUGUUGGUGAUUGCCUUGCAACAAAUAAGCCAGACAGUAGCAAACGAUGUGGUGAUGUACCAUGUCCCGAAUGGUCUGUAGGUGAAUGGUCAGUAUGUUCUAAGUCCUGUAAUGGUGGUAUCCAGACAAGAAUGGUGACAUGCAGAAAUAUCCAUGUUGGUGAUUGCCUGCUAAAUAUCAAACCAGUGUCCAGUCAGAAAUGCAGUGACGGACCAUGCCCAUGGUGGAUUGUUGGUGCAUGGUCUAAAUGUUCAAAGUCUUGUAAUGGUGGGGUUAAAUAUAGAAGAGUGAGGUGUGUGAACAAUCACAUUGGUGUUUGCGUGGCUGCAAAGAAACCUCGUACCAUGAAACAUUGUCACAAAAAACCUUGUCCCAUAUGGUCAGUUGGUCAAUGGUCAAAAUGUUCUAGGACUUGUAAUGGUGGUAUUCAGACACGCACUGUUAUCUGUAAAAACAGACGUGUUGGUGAAUGUGUGGCCAAAGACAAACCAGCCACCAACCAAAAGUGUGAUGAUGUACCAUGUCCUAAAUGGUCGGUUGCUGAAUGGUCAAAAUGCUCCAAGACUUGUAGUGGUGGGAUUCAGACACGAAUUGCGAGAUGCACGAAUAGUCAUGUUGGUGAUUGUGUGAUAGCGGAUAAACCAACCACCCUCCAGAAGUGUGAUGAGGUGGCAUGCCCUCAAUGGUCAGUCAGUGAAUGGUCACCAUGUUCUAAAUCCUGUGAUGUUGGAAUUCAAACGCGAAAUGUCACGUGUGUGAACAGUCACGUUGGCGCAUGUUUAGCCAAAGAUAAACCAAAUACCAACCAGAAGUGUGCUAAUGUACCAUGUCCAGUUUGGUCAGUUGCUGAAUGGUCAAAAUGUAGCAAAAUUUGUGAUGGUGGUAUUCAGAAGCGAAUUGUCACAUGUAACAAUAGUCAUAUUGGUGAUUGCGUGCCAACAGAUAAACCAAUGGUCAGCCAGACGUGUAAUGUACUACCAUGCCCACACUGGUCAGUUGGUCAAUGGUCAAAAUGUUCAAAGUCGUGCGAUGGUGGUAUUCAAAAACGAACUGUGUCUUGUGAGAACAAUCAUGUGAUUGCAUGUUUACCCAACGAAAAACCACAAGAAUCUCAAAGUUGCGCCGACGUACCAUGUCCAGAAUGGUCAAUUACUGAGUGGUCACCAUGCUCUAAGUCUUGUGAUGGUGGCAUUCAAACAAGAACUGUAAAAUGUAAUAAUAGUCACGUUGGUGCCUGCUCGCUGAUCGAUAAACCAGAAGAGACCAUGCAGUGUGGUGAAGUAUCAUGUCCUGAAUGGUCAGUUGGUUUAUGGUCAGAAUGUUCUAGAUCGUGUGACGGUGGUAUACAGACCCGAACUGUUACAUGUAACAAUAGUCAUGUUGGUGAAUGCUUGCCGAAUGAUAAACCAGAUAGUACCAAUAUGUGUGGUGAACUACCAUGCCCUGAGUGGUCAAUUACUGCGUGGUCAUCAUGCUCUAAGUCUUGUAAUGGUGGGAUUCAGACACGAACUAUCACAUGCCUCAAUAGUCAUGUUGGUGAUUGUGUUUUAGCAGAUAGGCCAGAUGGUGCCAGGAAAUGUAGUGAUGUACCAUGUCCAUUAUGGUCUGACGGUGAAUGGUCUGAGUGUUCUAAAUCUUGUGAUGGUGGGAUUCGAACACGAACUGUUGUAUGUGAGAACAACCAUGUUGGUAAAUGUUUACCUAAUGAUAAACCAGUUACCAGCAAGACGUGUGCUGAUGUACCAUGCCCUAAAUGGUCUGCCGGUCAAUGGUCAAAAUGCUCCAAAUCGUGUGAUGGUGGUACUCAAACACAAACUGUGAUUUGUAAGAAUGAGGAUGUUGGCGCAUGUAUUGAGAGCGAAAAGCCAGACAGAACUAAAUCGUGUGGUAAACUACCAUGCCCAAAAUGGUCUGCUAGUCAAUGGUCAAAAUGUAGCAAAACCUGUGGUGGCGGUAUUCAAAAACGAACUGUGUCUUGUGAGAACAAUCAAGUUGGUGACUGCUUGGUGACAGAUAAGCCUGCUGGUACCCAAAAGUGUGGUGAUGUACCAUGCCCUCAAUGGACAGUUGGUGAAUGGUCAAAAUGUUCUAAAUCCUGUGAUGGUGGUACACAGACUCGAACUGUCACGUGUAAAAAUAACCAUGUCGGUAAAUGUCUAGAACAGGACAAGCCUAAUAUCAACCAAAAGUGUGGUGAUGUACCAUGCCCUCAAUGGACAGUUGGUGAAUGGUCAAAAUGUUCUAAAUCCUGUAAUGGUGGUACACAGACUCGAACUGUCACAUGUAAAAAUAACCAUGUUGGUAAAUGUCCAGAAGACAGACCAAACAUCAACAAAAAGUGUGGUGAUGUACCAUGUCCAGUCUGGACAGUUGGUACUUGGUCAACAUGUUCUAAAUCCUGUGAUAGUGGUACACAGACUCGAACUGUCACGUGUAAAAAUAACCAUGUUGGUAAAUGUCUAGAGCAGGACAAGCCUAAUAUCAACCAAAAGUGUGGUGAUGUACCAUGCCCUCAAUGGACAGUUGGUGAAUGGUCAAAAUGUUCUAAAUCCUGUGAUGGUGGUACACAGACUCGAACUGUCACGUGUAAAAAUAACCAUGUUGGUAAAUGUCUAGAACAGGACAAGCCUAAUAUCAACCAAACUUGUGGUGAUGUACCAUGCCCUCAAUGGACAGUUGGUGAAUGGUCAAAAUGUUCUAAAUCUUGUAAUGGUGGUACACAGACUCGAACUGUCACAUGUCAAAAUAACCAUGUUGGUAAAUGUCCAGAAGACAGACCAAACAUCAACCAAAAGUGUGGUGAUGUACCAUGUCCAGUCUGGACAGUUGGUACUUGGUCAACAUGUUCUAAAUCCUGUGAUAGUGGUACACAGACUCGAACUGUCACGUGUAAAAAUAACCAUGUUGGUAAAUGUCUAGAGCAGGACAAGCCUAAUAUCAACCAAAAGUGUAGUGAUGUACCAUGCCCUCAAUGGACAGUUGGUGAAUGGUCAAAAUGUUCUAAAUCCUGUGAUGGUGGUACACAGAUUCGAACUGUUGCGUGUAAAAAUAACCAUGUUGGUAAAUGUCUAGAAGAUAGUAAACCACCUUCCAGGAUAACUUGUGGGGAAAUAUCCUGCCCAAAGUGGAUUGUCGGUAAUUUCAGCGAAUGUUCAAAGUCGUGUGGUUCUGGGGAGCGAACUCGUACUGUGCAAUGCAUGGGGGGUUCUUCUCUACCAUGUCAAGGUAUCAAGCCUGCUACUGGCGAGGUUUGCAACGAUAUAUCAUGCCCAGUCUGGAUUGUUGGGAACUGGACAAGAUGUAAAGCAAUCAAAUCACGGAAAUGCCCCAAAGGAAAACAAUCUCGACUCGUUGACUGCAGCUGGGAGGACAGACGAGCGUGUAGUCGAGCAGCCAAAAAACCGGUUUCACGUCAACGUUGUGUGGUUGAGUGCGCACAAUGGAAAACAGGAGAGUGGAGUGAGGUUAGUUUGGAAAAAUAAUUCCGCUUGUUGUAGAAUACUCCUGAUUUGAAGUUGUAAAGGAAAGUCAAACUAAAUUUAUUUCCAGUGGAUAGCUCUAUCAGUCCCAAGCUUUCUGAGAAGGCUUUCUCCUUAGACGUCUAGAUGGGUAGUCGCUUAAAUAUCCAGUGUUACUACAGGAGGAAACGAAACUAAACUAAUAGCAAGCGCCUUUCACCUCUGAGAUCUUCGAUUCUAGCUGCGGACUCAUGACACUAGUCAGUGAACGCUCUACCGAAGUCAUGGGUUUUCUCCGGGUAUUCCGGUUUCGUCCUCAGGGAUAUUUACAGGUCGAGGUUGGGAUUAGCCCCCAACUGACCCUUCCACUGUAGCUGUGCUUUGUGAUCAAGAUAUGAGUUAUAAGGUGGAAGCCAAAGGGGCCCUUAGAAAGCCUUCAACUUGAUCAGGCUGAGCUUCAGCUUGGCUCUCAGAUUGCAUAUCUCCUAAUUGCCACUCACCUGACAUCAACUGAUUAUUCCUGUCCUUUAUUUAGUGUUCCUGCACGCAAGGAAUAAUGUCUCGCCGAGUUUGGUGUGAAGGUGGAGAUAGGAUGUGUAAGUUGCGCCAGAAACCUGUCGGACGUAAACCUUGUCGGAGGUCUUCAUGUAAGGUGUGGGAGACUGGUGACUGGAAUGUGGCAAGUUAUCCAGAAGUGUAAACGUCGCAAAACACGCUUCUGGAAAGUACGUCACCUUGGCAAUAGAGCCUCGUUUUCGUGAUUUUGCCAAUUACGUUUCCAAGUUCAAAUAUUGGGCGAACUUGGGAACCGCGCGUUGAAAAGUGACUUGAAAUCGACAAUAAAUCUUGUUGAAGAAUGAAAGUAGUGAUACAUCAUAAUUUGUGUUGUGUUGUGUUGUGUUGUGUUGUGUUGUGUUGUGUUGUGUUGUGUUGUGUUGUGUUGCUAUCUACUCAAUGUACUUGAUUAAUUUGGACCUAAAUAGACCUUCCCCUCCUUACAGCCGCCUACUUUAUCAAAACAGACACCUACUCUGAAUAAUUCUGAAAGCCCUGGGGUUUUAACUGAUGUCACAUAUACACGAGAACGAGCCUCUAUAGCCAUACUUUCCGGAAGAGUGAAUUGUGAUGUCAAUUUUUGUUUUUGCUUUAUUUUGUAGUUUACACAGUUAGCAACUUUUUCGGGUGUAUCUGGCGGUUGAGAAACACAGAAUAAUUGUUAAAUAUUGUCAAUUCAAAUACAAUUAUCAUUGAUACUGUAAAAUUGACGCCAUGUAGCAAUAUAAGCAAAACUUACCUAACUUCAGACAUAAUUUUCUCUUUGGCGUACUAUCUAAAAUCUUUUCACUUUAGCAUUAGUUUACAGAAAAACACUAAAAAGACAUUUUAAGUUUGUUUGCCGCUUGAAAAACGUAUAAAAAAAUUGAAAAAUUUAAUAAAAUCAUAACCAAUACAUUAGUUUUGAGCACGUGUUCGGUAGCAUACAAAAGUUCUUCUCUUAACAAUUAUUCAAAUUAUCACUUGCUUCAUUGUUCACUCAUUCUAGUGUCCAGUUUCCUGUGGCGGAGGAUUGCGAGGUAGGAUUGUACAUUGCGUAGACAAAGGUUCACGUGAUCUGACUCAAGGUUGUGAGAGAAAGACUAAACCGGCGACAGUUCAAGCAUGCGCACUGAAUGAAUGCCCAUCAUCGCCAGGUAGUUAUGAAACAAAUUAUUUAGUUCGUAUCUUCUCUAUUCUUUUGUAAAUUUCAUUCACUUUGUCUUAUAUACAGUAGUGGAUUCAAACUAAACUAAAUUAACUUUAUUAUGUUCUGGUUAGCUCUAUACUGCUCAUGAACUGUUCUCCCUAGAGGUCCAGUAAGUGCUAUCUGUUAUUGUUCCAGUGUUUCCACAGGCGGAACUGGAGAACUCGGAGAAAACCUGCUGACUCGCAGUAAAAUUGGUUGUAAUCUUCUAAUAUGUGCAGUGGCGUAACCAGGGUCUAAACUGGGGUGGGGGCAAAAUUUUAAUGGCAUUUGAAGUGUGAGCGCCAAAGGCUCGAGCAUCAGUAUCUAGGGGCCAGUAUCCCUUAAUAUUACUUUAAUUUAUCUUUUAUAUUUUCUUAAAAUUGUAAUUCUUCAUGUCAAUCAAGGGAAAAUAAAUUAAUUAAAACACGAUGUCUUCGCUUUUGAAGUGGAAAUUAUAUUGUAAUAAAAAGAAUGAACCUUGAACUUUGACUGCUGCUAUGCGCGUAAAUUCAAGUUUAAAUGUGCUUUCCAUCACCAGUUAGGACUAUAGGAGUUAGGAUUCUAGAGAGGGAACACUACAACUUUUAUUAGUAAACAGAAGAGAUGAGAAUCAUUAUUCACACAUCGUACCGCCGAACCCCAUUUCUGCCCGGAUUUCAGCUUUUCACAAGGGCAGUCCUUUUGCCCAUUGGGACCAGAGUCCCCCCCCCCCCACCUUGGCCACUCCAUUUCAUGUGUGACUGAAAGCUGAAAUAUAAUCGACAAUUGCAUAUAGCAGGAAUCAAACUUCAGUCACAGUGCACGAAUUUAACCACUGUAGCUGUAAGUUUCCGACUUGUCGACAUUCAAUAUGUGAUUUCAAUCAAAACUUUAGAUGUUACUUAGGGAUAAAACGUAAAAUUAUACACGUUUAUAAAUAUAACAAAUAUAUUUGUAUACAAAUAUAAACGUUUGUUUUCAUGUUCUUGGUUUUGGGUAAAUCUUGUCUAAACGAUGGGAACUAAUCAGGUGAAUGCAAACGAAAUAAUUUGUUUUUCGCCUUGUUUAGAUGACAUGAAGCCACCAUCAAGAAUAAAUUGUCGACAGGCCAUAAAAGACGGGUAUUUCUGCAAUCUACUUCUCAGACCAUCGCUGAGUGAACUGUGUUUAUACAAACAAUGGAAACGAAGGUGUUGCAAGAGUUGUUUUUUGAUUCACGCGCAGAGAAGGAAGAAGUAA
This is a messenger RNA of Paramuricea clavata, 45074 nucleotides long. The record is from the annotation of a GenBank genome assembly. NCBI's taxonomy places the organism in Eukaryota, Metazoa, Cnidaria, Anthozoa, Malacalcyonacea, Plexauridae.